Messenger RNA from Cinara cedri, 54450 nucleotides. Lineage: Eukaryota; Metazoa; Arthropoda; Insecta; Hemiptera; Aphididae. The record is from the annotation of a GenBank genome assembly.
GACGGGUUUUCAUUAAGCAGGGGCGAGAGGCAACAGAAAAACCACGUCGGGCGGGUCGCGGGCCAAUCGUGUUUUACGUAUGCACUUUGCGAGCGUCUCGCGAGUACUGCCGGGUACCGAUCGAAUUAUUAAAUGUCGGUCUUAAUUAUUUUGUUUCACGAAAACAUGUUUGGAAAUUUUCUUUGCGCAGCGUGAUUAUUAUUUUUCAAAUUUGCAUGAUCUUUUUCGCAGAUAACCAUCGGCAAUGUUAAAGUGGACGGCGGCCGGACAGCGGGGCGGGACGGUGCAGAACUGGAGACAGACGACAGCGGUGCAGGUGCCGGCCGACGAGUCGCAGUCGUGUUUCACGGAGAAGCCGCGACGGAGACGAUUGUCCAGGAGGAUGUCUGGCAGACACGAUAAAGAGAACUCGACGUGCGUGGUGAGUGUCCAUAAAUUCGUUGACAGUAACCUGUGACUUUUCCCCCUUAAAAUUACAGGAAGCGGUUACAGAAUAAUGAAAUCCGUUUCGUUUCGCCGGUUACACCGGUUACAAACGGUCACGAAAAUGUAUGACCAUGUUGGAUAGAUUAGGGGUGGCUAUACUUCAUUCGGAAUUAUUACUUCUUCUUAUUAAACCCGCUUGACCUAGUUUGACUUAAUUUUUGUGUUUUUAUACUAUAAAGUAUAUUUAAACCUACUAGAUAGUUAUGUCGAACGAGGGAGUAAGCCGUCCAGUAAGGAGCUGGUUUUAAACGAACCUCGUUGCCAUCGGUUACUAUGGUUUGUAACUGUACAAAAAUGGUUCACUAUCAAUUUGUGACCGGUAACUCGUUACGAUUUUGUGGUUACCUACUGUUGUAUUUGGCUUUUUAGGUUAAAAAAAAUUAAGAGAUUAAAAAUAAGGUUGUCGUUGCCAAUCGUUUUUAUUUAUUUUUUGUUAUUAUUAAGUUUUUAUUAAUUUAAUCUUUUAAUCUUUUUUAAACAAUCGUUGUUGUCUUGAAGACGUACAUUGUUGAAAAAGCAAUACUAUUGACCGAGCUCCGUUCAGAAUCGUUUUUCGUUGGCGAUGAUUAAUCAUUGCGUACAGAUAUAAAUUGAUUUCCCCUUUAUAUCCUACCUUCCCAACUUCUCACCUACAACAGUGGCCUAUCCGUCUGUUUUUAUAUUAUUUGUAUGCAUAUACCUGAGUAUAACUAUUGAGUGUAACUGUAUCCGCGUCAUAUAAAAAAAAAAAAAAAAAAAAAAAGGUAAACUAAAUAGUAUUAAUAAUCUAUUGAUCUUGCUGUCUUGCUGUGUGAUCAGUUUUCGCUUCCAAUACGAGAUUUUUUUUGAUUCUAUAAUAUUGUAAUGAAGAAAAAAUAUGUUUGUUGUUUAUUCGCAUUUUUUCUACAAAACUGCCGCAUAAGAAGAGAAAUUACUAUUAUUAUUAUUUUAUUUUUUGAAAAGAAAGAACAGUAAUUGUUAAUAUCUUAUUAUCCUCGCGGGAUGCCUCGAGGACAUCAUUGUGAUUCUAGCACCGUGAAGGUUUUUUUUUUUAUUUUCGAGAGCCUUAUACGUUUUUGCUGUUUCUAUUUAUUUGAAAUGACCGUCUGGAGACAGAAAAAAAAAACAAAAUACACCGUCCUUCGCUAUAUUGUUUCGACGGUCGUAUUUCGAGUUUUAUCAGCACACUGAAGUCAGCUAAAUCGAUCCGUCCACAUUACACCCAGUCGAUUUACAGACGGAAAAAAAAAAUCUUUCCAAAGCGGCUACUUAUUAACGGACGAGGAGCGAGGACGUACACACAUGUAUCGCCGAGGUUUCUUUUUUCGAUUUCAAAAUUGACAUAAUAUAUUUUUAUCGUUACAUUAUCGAUGAUAUAGUAGUAUUAUGAUCGCAUUAAAAAAAACUGAUAUUACUAAUGAGUGUGUCACUGUUUUAGGAGAGAAGUUGGAUGGUAGGAUAAAUAGAGUGUUUCAAUUUACAAUUUAUAUCUGAAAAAAGGAUUCUGAGCAGAGUAUCGUUAGUCGUGUAUUUCCCGUUGUUGCCCAAGGUAACCCAGAAAUGAACAAAAAUGUUCAGUUUCUAUCAAAAAACAUCACUUCAUCAAUGUACCAAUUAGAUCAAAUACGUUGCAGUAAAAAAAUUCUUAUAAAGUUUUUAUCGAUAACAGCAAGAUUUUUGGAAACGCAUUGUUUACAGCACAUCGUCACUUCGCUCAGAAUCUAGAAAACAAACAUUUCAUAUGUAUCCGGGACUGACACACGGGGGUGCCAUUGUCGACCGGCACCCGUCACUCCUGUAACGCAAUGGAAUCUAUCACCGCAACGGUAAUCGGAAAGGACGACAUUAAAUACAUAAUUUGUUUACAGGACGUGCAGACGCCCACGUCGAAAACGUGUCGAACCCGUCGCCGGGAGAGCUUGAGGGACGUGAGCAACCACAACAGCCCGGCGGCGACGACGAUGCUGCUGAUGUCGCCGGGCGGCAGACGAACCAAAAGUCCGUGUACAGAAACCCAUUGGAUGCCCGUCCAAAAGAGGUGAGUUUGUUUUUUUUUUUUAUAUUAUUGGAGAAACCAGAAUCCCGUGCAGUGAUGGAACAGAAUCCUGCGGGUAAAAGACCCGCGGGAAAACUAUGAACGCGCCGGGAAGAUGUAUUCGAAAAGCACGUGAACAGUUGGGACGCGGUUCCAAUUAGAGGAAUCUAAUGUCGAGUGUAGAGAACGGAGGGGACUUGGGCUGCGAGACGGAACGGUUCUAAAGGCCCCGGAUACACCCCCAAGGAGAGGAAGAUAGAGCGAAGGUAGCGCGCUAUUUUCUCCGUUGCGUGGAAAAAAAAAAAACAUCAAACCGUUUUCGCCGAGAUGAAGGAAAAUGUCUCGCGGCGCGGCAUUGGGGACGUGGAUUUUCGAUUUUAAACCGAUAACCGCGAAAAAAUAAUUUUGAAAAAAAAAAAAACCGGCGUAAAAUUGUCACGUUCGGAAAAAGAAUUUCCGUAGACCAAGUCCCGACGCGCCUCGUGAAGAGCGUCGAAUUGCGGACGGGCCGUUACGCCCGCGUGAUAAAUCGUUAAUUUAUCGCGCGUCGUUUCGUCACCGCCGUACCGACGCACUGCGGAAUCGUCGCGACGUAUUUCGUCGGUGACCAACGACGGGCGGGCAAACGGGCGACAGUCUCCCGCUCGCGCGGCCCGUGUUCGCGUAUAGCGUACGCUAUUUCACGGUGUAAUCGUUAGCCGUUUGCUGUUUUUCCGAAUUUUUCACGGCCGAAUCGGCUCCGCUGUUAACGGCGUCCGCAACGCGACCAACGCACCGCCGAUCCCAACGCGUUUCACCGGUUUACCGCGCGGUUACGACCACAAUGUCUGCACACGAACGGCGGCACAAUACGAUAAAAAAAACGAUAACCGCGCGUCCGGGUACAAACGUCGCCGCGCUCACCGCGAUAACAAUUGAAUAAUCACGUGCGAAAUAUCGUCGCGGGCGUACGCACGCGACGUUAUUAUUAAUUCGUCAAAAUAAUACCCACGCGUAGCCGCAGCCGCACGCGAUUGCGCGCCGGUCAAAACGACGUUUACGCGACAAACGCGUGUGUUUGGUUUUCUCGUUUUCCGCGUCCGCUCCGUUUUAACCGUCGCCGGUUUUGAUUCGGGUUUUUCGCAGGGAUCGGCGAAACCGUUAUGCGCGGCACGGCAGAUCGCAGUAUUGAUUAGCCGUUUGAACCUAGUGACUUUUUACAUUUUUUUUUUUUCCGUCGCGGUUUUCAUUGGAGGGGUUUCGUCCGUCGGUAACUCUACGAAAUUACUCGAAUCGAAUACGAAAUCGAUUAAAUAGGUUUUCGCGAUUCCGGCAAUAUUAAUACGCAUUUGUUUUUUUUUUUUUUUUUGUAUUCGCGCAGACGGUCCGGCGACGAUAUAUUUUGGACGGACGACAAAGUCAAACGGAAAAAACCGUGCACGGCCGAUCACGUGAUCGGCACGCCCGCCGCGGUCACCCGCGGGACGACGGUUACCGGCACCGCGCCCGUCAAAGACAACGGCCAGCUGUGCGUGUCCAUAUCGCCCACCGAAGAACCGGUCCAGUUGUCCCAUAAACAGUUACCGGCGCCGACCGCGGCGUUUAGAACGUCGCGGCAUCCGGAAGCGGACGAUCUGCGCGCGUCCACGUUGAUCGACCGGUACGUCGACGAGAUAUGCAUGAACGAUUGCACGUUGAUCGGCGGCGGCGGUCCCGGUGACCGGUUAAGCAUCGUGUCGCCGUUGGCCAAGCGGCUGGCCGACAUCCGGUUGCGGCGGUCGCCGGGGCCCGCAGUCGCGACGGUCGCGGCCGGUCGCAAGCGAAAACGGACGGUCUCCUCCGACCAGCAGGACGACGACUGCCCGGAACGGACGCCCGCGAUGCCCGGCGGAAAACGGCCGGCCGCGUGGUGGUGGCAAUGCUCGGGUGGCGGCGGCGGCGGUACAGGCGGUCUCACCCUGCCCGACGGUCUGGCCAGUCCGUUUCACUCCUCGUACCGUAACUACCGUCACCAUCAACACCGUCCCCUUCACACGGUCACCGCCGUCCCGCCCAGUCCCAUAACCCCGCUGCGCCGGGGCUCGGGCGACAUGCUGGACGACGAUUCGGACGACUAUUGGAAAACGCCCGUCGGCCGCCCGGUAGCCGGGUUCCGCGGAGACAGCCUGCUCUCGACGGCCUCCUCCAAAACGGUUGACGACGAAAUCAUCUGUUGCAGCGAUCCACGCAGCCCGGCCGUGCUGGACGAAACGUUCACAAUGAAAUCGCGGCGGUGUCUGUCGUUCGUGUCGCCGCCGCCGUCGGACAGGAAGAAACAGCGCAGGUCCCUGAAGAAAUCCACCUCCGUCGACAAAGGUAAAACCAAAAGCGAAGACCGGCAGGGUGUCGGGGAUUUUCGCGGGUUUCGCAUUCGAAUAUUCAAAAUUAAUUUGCCGCCUUAUGCUCGAUUUAAACCCCCACCCCCCCUUCCCCCUACCACUUCCCCCCUCCUCGCGCUUUUGUCCAGUAAAAAAGCAUUUCUCAUACAUUUCAAUGCAAUACGCUGAAAAGAUUCUCGCGUUCCGAACAAUAACAUUCGAAAAGCAAUCCAUUCGCGUUGUAAAUCGCGGGGCACAAACACGAAAUUCCGUACCGUUGUCUAGACGUUUCGCUAACCAUUUUUCGUGACCGGGUUUUUUUUUUCUGUUUUUCCAGCUUCCGGUCUAGAAGUGUCCAUCGGCCUGAAAGAUUUGACGCAUUUGACCGUAUUGCGUGAGUAUUUUGCAGCCCUGUGCGUGUAUGGAUGUGUAAUAAACGUUUGGGUUGUUUAUUUUUUUUUUUUUUUUGCGUUUCAGUGAAAAGAGGCAGAAAUCUGGUGUGCGCGGACGGCGAUCUGCCCAACACUUACAUAAAGGUACGUGAUAUCGAACGGGGAGACUCUUUCGUUUUCCGAUCAGACCAACCCCGUUAACGGUUUAUUAAUAUCGAGAAAUUGGAAUUUUACCGACAGGUCUAUUUGGUGCCCGGCAAGGGAACGUGUCACAGGACCCGGAUCCGACACAAUUCCGCCAACCCGCGUUUCGACGAAUCGUUCACCGUGCCGGUGUCCGAAGAGGACCAGGGCAAGAGAAUUUUAAUAUCCGUGUGGCACAGGAACCGGUCGAAGAGGUAACUAUUAUUAUUUUCGACUUGAUCUGCUUAAAGUGUGCACGGGAACGAACUGCGGGGGGGGGAGGGAGGGAAAUAUUAGGCCUGCUGUCUUUUAGAGAAAAUAAAUCUGUAAAAAUGCUAAAAAAAAAACCACAGCUGUUAAAAAUGUUCGGGGCGGGCCGACAUUUAUUUCGAUAAAUAUAAUGGACUUUUUUUUUUUUUCACAACUUACGAAUUACAAGUGCGAUCGCGACUUGAACGUUCUGACCACGCAAGUAACGAAACAAUUAACGCACACUCCCCUCCCCCUGCUCUCGCGGGAGCGCCCUCGCCGCGUACUGUAAAUCUGUGCGACGCGCCCCGACAUAUUACGAACGCGUUGAACGUCACAACCGGAAAAUCGUCCCGUUUCGCUUGAAAAUUAAAACAUCUAAAAAACGAAAAAAAAACCGACGUACCGACGUAACCGAACGUCGACGACGACGUUCUCACGUGUCCUAGGUCCGGUAACAGUCGAGUGCGCUGUGCGGUUGGAAGACCCGCAGCACGAAACGAACGGAAAGCGUGUAAACGUAACGGCGGUUCCGCGAAUCGCGGGACAUUUCUCCGGCAGGGCGCGACGUAUCAGGCGCAACCCAUUUCGCGCCGUCCGUUUCGGUAUCGGUGUGCGCCGCGCGCCCAUUCACCGGCACAAGGGUAGGCGUGCGGUCCGUGUGCGUCCGGUCAGGUAAUCUGCGGAUGUUUCGAUUUUCAAUCCAACGGACGACAGUGUUCGUCGAGUUUGCCGAUGAGCUCACUUACGUUCCCGUAACGAAAGCCACCGCGCGAACCGGUUUUCACGUCCGAAAAUCUGUGACCGUAAAAACGAUUCCGCCGCGUAACAUAUAAAAUUCGACAUUGUCGCUGGCGCGUCUGUGCCGACGAUUUUCGCCGGCGAUUUCCCAACUGGCCGGGGCCCCCGCCGCCGCCGUGACCGCGGCCCGGACGAAAUUUAAUAACAGCACAAGAACGGCCGAAGAGGGUCGGUCGCCGGCGGGUGACGAUAAUUCAUCCCCGGCCGCGCCGUCGACGCGCACCAGCGACGGGUCUCGCGGUGUAAUUGUAUUAAAUCGUUUUAUCGAUUUUUCCUCGCGGUCCGCCGGAAAUUAUUGCCGCGUUCGGGCCGCCGUCGAACCCGGCACCGCGUUUUCCACGGACGUCGGCGUUUCGUACGGAAUCCGAAGUUCUAUGUUUUUUCAUUUUUUUUUUUUUUAUCACCCGAAUCUCAUCCCGUUCGAUUCUCCGCGUGCCGCGUGAUUCGUUCCACUCGAUAAUUGGCGAAAAACCGCGGGGAAAACGGAAUUGACGGUUUCUUCGUUUACGGUUUGGGGAGGGGGGGGGGUUUCUCUAGCGGUUCGGUUAAAAGUAACCGUAGAGACCCGAAACGCGUACGAAUCGGCUUGCGACAUUAUAGCGACCGAUGUUGUAAGUCUUUUCUAGAGUCUUGUCAAACGUUUGCCCCACUCUUAGGGGAAAACCGAAACGGCGACCCCGGCCGGACGGCCGCGAGUGUGUUAUUCACGGGGCCGUGAUCCCGCGGGGUUGGCCCUGCAGAGCGCGGCGGACACCGGGCGGCCGUCGUUAAUACGGUCGCGCGUCGUCCGACAGCAGAAAAUAAAACCGAUAAGGGUCGGUGUUUUUAUUUUUAUUUUCUGCACUUGUCGGGAAAACCGCGUCCCUUCGCCGUACAUACACACACGGCCGUCGGGCAUCGCGAGGAGAGGGCGCGCUGUGACUGUUAUUCGGGAGCGAUUUCUCACCCCACUACCCCCCCGGCCGUUCCCGUUCGUUCGGGCAGCGAUCCCGCAUUAGCAUUUUACGACCGAACGUAACCGGAGGCGGUGGCGUUUUUCGGGAUGCUGCCGGGAGGGUACGACCGGCGGCGGCGGCGGUGACAGGGACGCGGGAAGCGGGAGACGGGCGACGCGGGAACGCUCGGGGUCGCGGGCGGUCGAUCGAUCCUACGCAAGCGACGCCGCUCGACGAAAACGUCCGUCGGCCCGUGCGGGCCCACAAUAGCCGCGCGCGCCAGUCGCCGUUUUCCCGUCCGUCCGGAACGUCGCGCCACAUCGCCGCCAGUCCGUACAACAAUAAAAUUGCCGUUUAAUUUCCAGCGUGUUUGUACUGUUUAUGGUUUUUCACAUUUUACACGUUUUUCCAGGAGAAGCGAAUUUCUGGGCUACAUGUCGUUCGCGGUGAAAAACGUCGUUAAAAAAGUAAGUAUAUCAUUUUUAUUGUCCGAAGAAUAUAUUAUUUUUACACAAUAGAGCGCGUGUAUAACAAACGUUCAGCAGUGGCGCAAGGCGGAGGUAUAAAAAAAGAAAACGAGACGUUCGCGCCCCCACCUCAAAAUGACUUUUUCAAGAUCCAAUAACAAUGAUACACAAUCUUUCGCCGUACAUAAAGUCCCAUAAUGUCAUUCAGCCAUCGCGCACCGCGAAUCGUUAUCACAUCACACCGGCGGCUAAUGAAAUUCUCGCGGUUUCGCCGCAGACGAUGAUAUCGCUCUAUGCGACGUCGAUCCGCAAAGAAAAAAAAAACCGCGUUUCCCCGGGUGACCGUCAACACGUUAGAACCGUUUGAAAACGCGCAGCGUGUUUUGUGCACCGCACGGCUUUCGGUUAAGCCCGUAACGGCGGCUCGACGAGGCGCACUCGGCCGCCCGACGAAGCUCUUCAAGUAUCGAGAGCCCAUUGAAAAGCACAUAAUAACAACUACGGCGCUCCGUGACACAUUACACUUACCGCUGUUGAAAAUAAUUGCUUUUUUUUUUUUCCGCGUCCGAAACGUUCGACCCGGGUCCGCGGGAAAAUUCAAGACUUUGCCUCAAACAAAGCGGUAGUCUGUGCGGUUUAUAAACCGAAUUCGCGGUUCAGCAGAACCGAUUUUACGCCGUUGUCGUCCCGGCAUUAAAGCGAGUUGAACCCGAUAUCAUAGGAAGAACGUUAUAAACACAGACAGCAAUAUCCUCCGGUGGCGCGCACCGGGGCGCCGCCGGUUCGCAGAGGGGCAUAACACCCACCAAACACCGCGGGUUGUGAUACCCCCCUUUCCAAUUCGCUUAAAAACACGAUAGCUCCAAGUAUACGAUUAUUUACCGUGCAAUUAUCGUCGUGAAAUUGUACGAAAAUUUCGGCCAAGUUACAACGGAAAAACGUGAUUUUUUUUACAAAUUGACCUUUUAGGUACCGGCUACUUUAGACGUUUGUUGUCGAGUUAUUAUGAACGUGUAACGGGUAAAAACACUACAAUUUAUUUAUGAAUCACGGUUGUUAUUUACCGCAUCCCCUCUAUCGUUGAAAACUCCUGGGCACGCCAAUACGCCACUGUAUUCUCUCGUUGAAGUUCGAUAGAUGAUCAAUUCACUGUAGUUUUGAAAUCAACACGAACGUUGACAGACGAAAAAUACGUGAGGUGCAGCGUUUUGAAAAACGCUGCAAUUUAAAAAAUAAUCAACGUUUUCGUCGUACCGUGGGCGGUAUAAUAAAACUUAACUAUAAUUAUUAAAUUCUAACGGUUUGUUUUUUUUUUGUUUUACGUAGGAAAUAAAUGGCACGUUUAAACUCGUGCCGCAGAGUAGUCCGGGUGGCCGAAUGCCGCCCCACUCGACGCCGGCCCCUCAUCGACCCCAAGGUAUUUACCAGAAAUUCGAACUCGCCAACUCAUCGUGCGCGUCACUAAACUUGUAAUAUAUUCGAAUUCGAUUUUAACAGAUCUGACCGUGAUAAAGGCUGUGCACUGUAACAGUAUUGACGAAGACGACGACGUCGAUGACAUCGAAGAAGAGGACAAUAAUAUUAUGAUCGACGACGAACCCUGCAGCACCACUACUACCGCGGCGGGGACGGGUAGCGGGAACAUGUCGGGUAUGUGUUACGGCUUAGAGCGUGUAUGUAACUUUAGUCCCCGGGAAGGAGAUCAACUUUGUGUAUUUUUCCGAGCAAAUAAAAUUUAGAAAAUUACAUUUUGUUAAAUGACGUGAUGGCAUAAUUGCUAAAUAACCUAACCUGAAAUUCGGCAUUCCAAACGGUUUACAAGUCGUUAAUUUUUUUUUAUGUAUUUUGGCCCUUUUUGUUAAACGACCCUGUAACUAUUAAGAUAUUUUAAUUUGCAGUAAAACUGUAUGUGUUUGAAUAUUAUACGCAUGUCGUUUAGGCCGAUAAAUAAAUGGGAAAAUGUGUCACUAGAAAAAAAUUAUAAAAAAAAAAAAAAAAACCCCGCCGAAAACCGACCUGUAAGCCCAUCUUACCCGGGACUAGAGACAAACGCGAAAUGAUAUAAUACAGUAGAGUUUGACGUGACGUUUUGAUUAUGUUUUCGCGUUUCAGCCAAGGUGAAAAUAUCCGAUCAGAAGCCAAAAAAGGAUAACAAUAAUGCGAACGUAAAGACGGGUAAGUGCUGACGGGCGGCGGUGUAUAGCAUAACACCUAUGUCCUAUAUAAAUUAUAUUAUGUACUUUUUUUUCCGAAAUCGUCUUGUCUUCUCCUUGUCCCGAAUUCGCGGCAACGCGUUCGAUAUUGUUGUACGCACGCGAGCAAUAUAAACGGUAGAACCACUCCAAACGGUUUUUAUCACGCGAUCCAUCUCGCCAUCGUGUAACAAUAGCAAUAACGUAAACGGCUCUCUGAUUUCUCUAUGCAUACGCUGACCGUUUUUUAGCCACGUGCCCCUGAUUUUUACGAUAUGAAUUUUCCCCGGAAACAGCUUUAUUUUUUUAUAGUUAAAACUAUAAAAACUAGAUUCACUAGAUCCCCAACAAGCUGAAACUCUGGAAUCACAUGUUAUUUGAUUAUGUAGGUGAAUUGUAGUGAUACAAUUAUGGUUAAAUAUUUCAAAAUGUCGCUGUAGGAGGCGGGUUUUUAUGCUUUGAACAAUCUUACAUAAUCCCCGCAAUAAGCUUUAGUGAGACGCAACUUUUUGUACAGGGUGUCCCACGAAUAUAUGCCUAUUGUAAUAUCUCCGGAUAUAAUAAAGAUAAUCAAAUUCUAUUUUUUUUUAUUUUUUUUUUUUUUGUUUUACUCACAGGGAUAAGGACUGCAAAUAUUUAUAUUUCGAUUAAUUUUUUAUAUUUUGGUAAAAACUUAAAAAAUUAACUUUUUAUUUUGUUAUAAUUGAAAAAUUUGAACUAUCAACUUUUAUUUUUCAUUAAAUUCGAGAUUUUUAAUAUUUUUUUCUUAAAAUUCGCAGAAAAAAUGUGUUCAGUCAAUUAUAGCCACAAUAAUAAUAAUCAAUUAGCAAAUGCGACUACAGCCUGCUGCUCUCUGAACUUUAAAAAAAAAAAAAAAAUAAAUAAAAAUCAUGAAUUCAAUGAAAAAUAAAUAGUUGAGUAAUCAAAAUGUUUAGAAGUCUAUAACUAUAAAAUGGUUAUCUUCACCAAAACACUAAAAUUGUGUUAAAAUAUAAAUAUUUGUAGUCCGUAUCCCUGCAAGUCAUAGACAAAAAAAAAUUUGAUCAUCUUUAUUAUCCAGGGAGAUAAAUAGAUAUUGUAACGGGUAUAUCUCUGUUAAAACACUCUGAAUGUAUUACGUUAUAGUGUCUACGACUAUGUGCCUUUCGGGGGGUUUCUAUCCCCGUUCCAGACAUUUGUAUGCUAAAAUUUCAUAAUUUUUUUUUAUUUUACAGCAAUAUAUAUUAUAUAUAUUAUUCUGUUAUUUAUUGUUUUGUGAAGAACAUAUUGGUAAUAUAAAAAUUGUCGGGGGAAAAUUCGAUUCCGGUCGUUUUCCUUUACAUUCCUCUGUGUUACUUUCCCAUAAAAUAUCCGAAACUACGCGACAUUUCAACCCUGCGGUAGCAAUACGUUAUCGUUUGAAACGUUUUUCGAAUGUCCAUUAACUUACGGGAUAAAAAUCCCUCUCGGUUUUAAGGGAUUUCGCAUUUUCAUUUCAGUAUACUUUCGUUUUUUCACGUCCAACACUCGUGUACCAAUGAUUUGUAUUAUUGAAGAGUAACAUAAGUAUUUUACACGCGUUUCAGGCAACGAAGAGAACAAAUUCCUGCAAUAUUUGGAGUUGGACCCACUGCUAUCUUCCAGAGACGGCAAAACCGGCAGGACUCCGUUUACGAUUACUAAACGGUUGUCGAAACCAUCGGGUUCCAGUUUCGGAUUUUCCAUAGCGUGGACGCAUCCUCCGAGGUAAAAACACACAUAUAAUGACGACCGCGGAUCGUAAUAUUAUUUCAAAGUACAUUUUUUGAAAAUCAUUAUUUUUUACGCGUUACAGAGUGGAAAGAGUUGAAUGCGGUCUGCCCGCGGACCAGGCCGAUCUGAAACCCGGUGAUUACGUAGUGUUUAUAAACAAAACUAACGUCGUGAUGAUGGCCGAAGACGACGUCAUGGAGUUAAUUAAGUGAGUGCGGUUAUUUGUUCGUGUUCUAAAAGUUGCCGGGUCAUUACUAGCGUGUAUAAGACAGUUUGAAAGCUUUUCAAUAAUCCGUACAGCUAUUAUUAUUGCACUUUUAAAAUAGUUAAUAUCUAGUAAGCGGAGAAUAUUCCCCCAAUAGAUUCUCGAGCGUUUUACAACACCAAAACGAACCGCCAAAGUUCUUUCCUACGCGAAGCAAAUAGUUUGCGAAAAUAAAACUCGAUAAUCUAAAAAAAAAAAUGUGUUUGGCCGAUUUAUUAUUGAGUUUCGGCGACAGCGGUAAUAAAUUUCGCGUCCUUUGUCGGGAAACAGAGGUGGGGAAGGCAUAUGUUCUACAUUAUUUUGAUGUGUACGGGAUUUUCCACGAAGACUCGCGUCAUCGUGAUGGACAUCAUCGCGAUGCUGUUGUCAGUGUGAUCUUUUGACUGUUCUGCGCUCAUCGUCGCAACAAGUGCGGCAAACCAUUAUUCAACUUUUGGUGUCCACGAAAAAAAAAAAAAAAAUCGGAUUUCUCUUAACUCGACAAAAUAUACGCAUAUUAUACGAUUCGAAUGGCCGAGACGCUUUUUCGUUUAUAAACUAUUCGUAAAAAAACGUGACGGGAGAGAAAUAAAAAAAAUAAUAUACACCCGCUCCGUGUUAUAAUAGUCAUCAAUUUAAAGACCGCGGAUUUGUAACACCGAUAGCGUUUUUUUAUUCUUUUCAUAAAUAUUUUUUAAAUUUUACUUAUUAAUCUGUUUUUACAUUUUGAUCCUCUCCCAUAAGGAUAUAAUUUUUACUGAGUAUAAUAAGAAUUAUUCAAACAUUUUUUCGUGUAUCUAAAUUGCUCUGAAUUGCUCUGAAUUCAUCAUAUUUAUAGUUUUUUUCCCCAAUUUUAACCAUACAGUUUUUCGUGUGACAAUUCGGUAUAUUUGCACAUGAUUCACGAAUUCGAAAAAUUUCGCAUAUUCGAUUUUUGUCGCUCGAGCGUUCGGCUGGAGGAAAAACUAAGACAUUUUAUCUAAUUGAAAGUAUGACGUUCCUAAACUUUUCAAAAUAGCGACGAAGGUCGUAAAUCUAAACUUUCAGAUUAGCGAAUUUCGGAUAAUUUAUUUAGGUAAAUUUAUGCGUAAUGGACAAAAAAUACUUAUACUUGAAACAAAAAAAUUACACACAGCUUCCAGUAAUUUGAUUUAUUACUGCGUAUACAACGUUGACAGCCUCAUCCUUAACCGCAAUGCGGUAUUUUAACUUUUUUUCGUUUAUACCACGAACGUCACGUAUUUUUUUCUAAUAUAUAGGUACUGAUAUAAAUAAUAUAUAAUAUAUAAGACGUAGCUGUUGCGUGGUUGAUAUACACUCGUCGGUGUUUUACGAAAAUGUUUUUUCGACUAUACGCUACGGCCGUCUAAAAACAAACCACCCUGUCAAAAUGAUUUUGACAUAAUAUUACAUCUUUAUACGCGUCAUGUAGCGAGCCCGUCACUUUUCACUAUUAGGUUAGACGUUUUCGCAAAUUUUCUAGUAGAAAAAAAAUGUCUACCGUCAAUUGUACGUAAACAUCGUAUGGCCAAUUUAUACAGAAAAUUACUUUAGAAUAAUAUUAUAGUUGCACUCGAUAGCUCGCCCGAGACAAAUUACAUAAGGCGAAACAAAUUGUUUGAAACCAUACUCCAUACUGAAUACUGUAUUGAAAUUCAAACCGCACUCUCAGUGGCAUAACCAGGAAUUAUUUCCUGUGGGGGAAAGGGGGUUAUGAACUUCAAUAAUUUAUCUAAAUGUGGCAAUUACCAAACUGUUAAACUUAAACAGUUAUAAUGUUCUGAGCAACUCAAAUUAUGCUAGGUACUAGUAAAUGAACUGCAAAAGAAAUUUGAAUGAUUCGUAAAAGAAAAUCGCAACAUUUAGGAGUUUGGGCAGUUAUAGCCCGCAAAACUUUUCGGUCUUGCCAUUGCGGCGAGUCCUACUAAUAACGAAAAUCGUGACUGUUUUGAAAUAUCUAAUACAAUAACUUAUUAUGUACCGACUUUCGAUAACCAAUAAUUUUUUCUAAACAAUUUUUUUUUUGUAGAUCGUGCGGAAAUCAGCUGUAUUUGGAAGUGUACAACAAAACUUCGACGGCCAACCGGAGGAACAACCAACCGCCGCCGCGGUCGGCGUCCACGCCGGGCGUACUUAACCUGGCGGCCACCGCCGUCAGCCAGAGUGACACGACCGUUUCGCUCCAGGAACCGCCCAGACGGAGGUUUCACAUACCUCAAGUGACGUUCACUUCCGAGGUAGGUUCCGGCGUAGUCGUAUGAAUGAUAUGAUUAGCGAUUUGACGAGUGAUGUGAUUUUUCCCCGUUUUCUACCUGUUAUACCUAAUAUAUACUUGUAAAUACAAUAAUUUAUACCUGCCUAUUAUACAUAUAACCGAUUCCUUUGGUUAUUAGUCCAUUACUAUUAUUAUUAUUAUUAUUAUUAUUAUUUGUUUUUAUCCGCAAAACGAUUUGUUUGUUAUUAUUAUUAUUAUUUGAUAGUUGAUAAUCGUAUAAUAUGUUUACUAUUUGUAAUGUAUGCCAGUAACACGAUAUGACGAAUGCCAGUAUUUAUUAUAAUAUUAUUUUAUAGACGUAGAAGUAGUAGUAGUAAUAGUCGCAGUAUAAGAACAUUUCAAACAUUUUGAUUUACAAGAAGGUAUCUAUAACAUAGACCCGUAAAGAAAUGGACUGCGCCUUGCCUGUCCUUUACGGUAUAAACUACAUUUCGAUAAGUCAUUGUGUAGUGACAGAGAUCGCACGACAGGUAUAAUACAUUUUCAAGACUACAACUCCCCCCAGUUCAGUUUUCUUCGACCCACAAUAACUAUUGUAUUUGUACGGUAAAAUCUGGGUGCAUACGAUGCAUACGAUGAUAAAACCAUUAAUACACUAAAGAAAACGUUAUCACUAACGUGCUUCGAGGAGUUGUAUGCUAUCUUUCUCACAUUUUUUCUCACUACGCGCAGUCUAUAUUUUUAUGUGUCUAUAAUACCUAUCCAUCAUUUUAGAGCAUAUUUUACCAUUCUACACGCGCAUAAGGUUAGGUUAUAUAUUUUUUUUAUUUUGUCGAAAAUGAAUAGGUUACCAACGAAAACAAUUAUUAAUCGCUGGGCAGUGGCGUCAUUUUAAUAUUCUGUAUAAACCAUGCGGGGCAAACGUAAUAUCCCAAAUUUUUCGACUGAGGAGACAAUAAUUUAUUUACGAAACAUUUUCUUCCUCCGUUCAAACAUCGACUUCCAUAAAUACGUUCUAUUUAUAUCACAUUUGUAUAAUUACAAAAAAAAUUACACGUACAAUUCGAAAAUUACGAUUUCGUUAAAAAUUAUAAAACAUAUUUAGUAUAUUUUAAAAGUAAACUUGUAUCGGAAAAUAGACUUAACAGCCUGUAGAGAUCAAACCGAAAUGCAGACUUAACAGGACAAUCGAUAGUGCUUUGAAUUUUAGACUGGAGUAAAAUGCACAAAAAAAAAAAAAAAAAAAUGACGCCCCUGACUACAGGUUAAAUGAACCUAACCUAUUUACUUAUAGUGACCAUCAUCACUAAACACCUGCAGUGAUCACCUUGUAGAAAUAAUAUCAUAAAAUAUGCUCCGGCACGAUAUACCCGUUAAUCGAUCGAUCAAUUUUAAUUAUUUAUCCGCGUUAUAAACAAUAAUUAAUUUAGUAUAAUAUGACCAGUGAUUUUGUAUUUGUAUUUUUUUUUUAUUUUUUUUAUUUAUUAUUAUCUUUUUAUUGAUAUUAUUAUAUUAUGUUCCCGCGUAGUCGUCGCAUACAAUAGAGGCGCGUUUUGACAAUGCAGUUUUGAACGACCUGGUUAUUCGUAGUUUAGAUAACAAACUAUUCUGGCGAUAUUGUUUCCUGCAAUUGAAGGGCUCAGUACAACAACAAAGCAAAUCUAAAAUCACUUUUGAUAGUUUCGAUCACAACAAUAAAACGCUACAUAAUUUAGGGUAACAAUAAUGCAAGUCCGUCUACUAGAUACGGAGAACAUAGUGAUAAAAAUUUGUCUGGUUGAACCAAAUUCUGGAGGAAAAAAAAAAGACGAGUCCCAUAGAUACUUGUAGAUGUUUUUCUUCUCCUAAACAAUUUAGGAAAGUGGACUUGUCUUGUUUUUGCGUUUAGCUUUUUAAUUGUUUGACUACCUGAAUGCAUUUUCCGACAGUUGCAUCAUCGGAAUCAGCAAACAAUUAAAAAUUACGUUCACCUCUCUUCGAUUUCUGGUCAUUCAUUGGUAAAAUACUGUACUGUAAACAAAUUGUUUUUGCAAUAUUGUAGUCAAGUAGCAAAAACAACUGCAAACACUAAUGUAAAUUUUUAAACGCAAAAUGUUUGUCGAAAACUGCAUCGUCAAAACACGCCCAAAAUGAUUGGUUCGUUUAAUUUGUGUAAACGAUACAAACCAUCAUAAAUGUUUGUUUUAUGUUUGUUUUGUUUUUUUUUUUUUUUUUUUUUUUUUUUUUUUUUUUGUUUAUGUUUGUAUUAUUUUAUACGCAUUAUUAUUAUUAUUUUUAUUAUUAUUAUUAUAAUUUGUUGCAUGCGACUGAUACUCGCCGUAUAAUUUGUUCCUCUUUCUCGUUCGUUAUACUACAGCAUAAUAGAUGUUUGUACAUUUUUUUUUUUUCAAAACAUUUUCUCAUACAGUUUUUAAGUAGGUAUUAUUAUUUAUUAUUAUUUUUUAUUGUACCUUUUUUAUUUUUUUGUAUAUAAACGCGUUUGUUUGGUUUUUUGUUCCGUAAACGAGACUUUAUUUUUUUUUAUUACCUCCCCGGCGUUUUGUUAAAGAUUUUUUCAUGACAGUUUCAAAUUAUUAUAAUUUUGUGCCACGAUUUUAAUUUCGUCACUCGAAACAAUAUUAUUAUUAUGAUUAUAACAAAAACAACCACUACCUCCCACUUCGUUCUUUAGAGUCGGAGAACAAUUAUAUCUCCAGGAUUCUUUAAAACUGCACACAACUGAUACCGGAACGGGAAGGGGUCGGGAAACAUUGAAAAAAAAGGCGGACGAAAAUUUAAUUUUUAAAGAUUCCCAUGUUAGUUGUUACUGUUAUCACAUGUUAUCACUGUUGUGUUUUUAUUUAUGGUGCAUUAUAGCUGUGCAUUUCAAAUGUACCGCGAUUAUUUAAAUCGUAUUUAUAUGGGUACUAGAAAAUUAUUGCAUAGAGAUUAUCAGAGUUGGGCAAAUUAAUCAAUUGCUUUAACUAGUAUAAGUUAAUGAAUUGUUAAAAAUAAAUAAAUAACUGUUAAGUUAAAAGUUAAUUUUAAAAAACAGAUGAAUCCAAAUAACUAUUAUUGAGUUAAGCUGCAUAUUUUUAAGAUAAUUAUAACUUAUGUCAAAAGUAAACUUUUUUUAAAAUGUCCUUUAUUUUAAAACCAUAAGCAUAUUUUGUAUUCUGUUUAUAUAGACUUACUACUAAAAUUCGAGUGGGUAAGCCGUCUUAUAUGUAAUAAUAAUUGGAUUCACGUACAAAAUAUCUAAUUUCCGUUGAAAAAAAAAAUGCUAAAGAUACAGGUACACAGUUUUUCAUAUACAUAUAAAGUUCAACUUUUAAGAAAUAACUUAAUUUUUAACCAAAUAUCUAUAAGUUCAUAUAGUAUUUAUCAAAAGAAAUAACAGAGUCCUUUUUUAACAUUCUUUUUUUUUUUUUAACUAAAAUUUACUUAAAAGUCAUUAAAAAAAGUAAUUUAUAACUUAAAUUUUAACUAUACGCCAUUCAGCAUUAGGUAUACAGAUUAUUAAGAUACCGGGAGAUAUUAUAAAGUCACGACUGCGCAUUUCUGAAAUUAGAGCUAUGCGUUUUUCAUUAAUUAGAAUUCUAUGCAAAAGAUAUUACGUCUAAAAGCAUGUUAAAAUAAAGGCCCUUCGGGGAUUGCUAUCGAAUUUUAAUCACCGCGAACUUAUAUAACGACAAAGUUUUGCUACCGUUCGUAGUUUGACGUGCCAUUUAUUACGUUUCAUAAUAGGUGAGUACCUACUAACGUUCAAAGUGCUGCGAGGGACGAUCGAAUUAACAUAAAACAAUAAUAAAAGAUAGUGUUCAGUAAGAGCACAAUACUCGGGCGUAAUCUGUGAGCGAUUUCGAUAUCCCCGAAAAUAAACAAAUUCAGUUUUCAUAUUAGUGAAUUCGUAAAUUCGUAUGUUAGUUUCCGGUUAAAUCGAAAUUCAAAAACUAAUUAGAAAUAUUCGAAAAGAAAAACACUGAUAAUUCUACCAACAAAUACGUAUUAUAGAAACAAAAAACUUGGACAUUUUCAAACACAAGAAAAAAAUUUAAAAAGAAAGUUAAAAUAUUUUGAAAAUACAUAAAUUCAAAUUUGUAAAUAUGAGAUUUCUGUACAAUUAAAUGGCUUAGAUAUUGUAAAAUAAAAUAAAAAUCUAUAUUUUCGAUUUAUUUCCCGUUCUUCGGAAAAUUACAUAGGACCUUAAAAAGACCGACCUCCUCAGUACACAACAUUGUACAGGAGAAACCCUGUUUUCCAGUGUAAAAUUACGUAUUUUUAUCGGCCGAUAAGACCUAAAACGUUCCCUAACUCUCUCCAAAAACAAUUAUCCCCCGAGUAUAAACGCACACAUCACACUACACGAGCGACUUUGUUAAUUUAUAUUUUCCAAGCCGACACGCGUGUUCGUUUAUUAAACGAAUGAAUAAAUAAUAAUUUUCUACUGCUAUGUACUCUUCUAUGUCAUAAACAUAUAAACAGGAUGACUUUGUCGACCCAAAGGCUGACACGACCUUUUUUCUUCUUUUUUUAAAAAAACAUAUUAUGUUUUUUGCGGAGUGUUUUUUCAGUUUUCAUCAUCAGCUCGUCGGGUUAAUUACCGCCAUCGUUACAAAUACAAAAUUGCUAAAAUUUACCUUGCAUAUCGUGUUUAGUAGAAAAAAAAAUUUAACUUUUAAUUGCUACUAAACAUGAGAUUGUAGCUUUAUCUUAAGAUGUUUUAACGAAUUUUAGAAUGUUUUACGUUAUACACGGCAGGUGUCUUUUACAUUAUUUUUCGUUUAGCGCACAAGAUUACAUAUCUAGAUCAGCGGUUCCUAACCUGUGCACCGCGUGCUCAUUUCAGGGGCACUACGGCUCAUCCGAGAGUUUUACGUACAUAAUUAUUUAGCGCACCCUGUGUAUCUAAUACGAUAUUCUAAUCUGUAUCGAUUAAUACAUAAAUGACACACGCCGCAUAAAUUCAGAUAACAUUAUACACGUAUUACAUUCUCGAAUCGGCGACGUUCAAUAAAAUUUAAUCGGAACACUCGUAUAUUAUCGUAACUAUUAUUAUAGUUUAAAUUCUACUUUCAGUCUGUGAGGGACAUCUUACGUGUUAAGACGUAUUAUCGCGUUGAGAAUUGAUUUUUUCUAUACAUACAUACGUUUGUUUUUUUUCAACAUGGACCGUUGGUUGAAAAGUGGGUAUAUUAAUAAGACGCCUGCUAUAAAGUCAUCCUGGUUCUAUAAAGGAAGGAAGCAUAAUCGACGAAGAUGGAGUUCAUAAUAAUAGUCUUACUUCUCAAGGUACGAGUAGAACACUACUGCCAAGUACGGGUGACUUCAUAAACUCUGCAUCGAGAACGUCCAAAAAACGUAAAUACGAUGAAAGUUAUUUGGUGAUGGGGUUCAUAGAAACAAACGGUGGUCAGCCACAGUGCGUAAUUUGUUCAAAAGUUUUUCCUAACAGCUCUAUGUAUCCCGGAAAAUUGCGUCGUCAUUAUGAAAAAGUCCAUUCAGAUCAUGAAGGGAAACCGAUCAAUUUUUUUAAACGAAAGCGUUCUGAACUAUUGGCUAUUAAAAAAAAAAAAAAAUCAAAACGCACGUUCAAACCGAUAAUGAAAACGCAUUAAAAGCUUCCUACACGAUGAGUUAUUAUCACGUACAACCCAAAAAAGCAAAGCUCAUACCGUUGCGGAGCCUCUUAUAAAACCAUGUGUUAUUGAUAUUGCAACUUGCGUGCUUGAUGACAAAUCUGCCAAACAUUUGUCUAUAAUUCCUCUGUCGAAUAAUACAGCUGCGCGGCGAAUUGAAGAUUUGGCUACCGACGUAGCAUGUACACUUGUCUCUCGUAUUAAAUACAGCCAAUUCGCACUGCAAAUGGACGAAUCAACUGAUAUAGGAUCUAAAUAACGAUAUACUACGUGAGUUGCAUUUUUUCCACGUCUCGCGGAAACGUUCGAAUGUAUAGGUAUAUAUAUUUUCGGAGAAAAAAAAGUCACGAAAAAAAAAAACGCGACAGAAACAAACUGCAUAAGAAACGCUAGGUUACUAAUUGAUAAUUAUAGUUUGGUCGAAGUUACUUACCCGUGUUUUAAUUCGUUAAUGAUACAAUCGUAUCAAUUCUUUCAUUAAGGUACAAAAAAAAACUCGACUAUAACAAGAGUGUUUGGUAAUAUUUUUUUUUUUUUUUACAAUUUUACUGUAAUCCUCGAUGCGAAAAUAUUCUCUUAUAUCCCUUAUCAUUUUAUCCUGUUGAAAGCUAACUAACGGGAAUUAAAAAAAAAGCAGCCGAGUAAUGAAGAUGCACAAGGCUGUUAUUAUAGGUACGUUCUUCAAUAAUAAAGUUGUUUAUGUAUUUAUUCCACGGGGUCGUAUAUUUUUGCGAACGAACGAAUUUUUACAUAGUGCCGUUAUACGUAUAUAAAUAUAUAGUGAUAAACCUGUGCAAUUAUAAAGAUAUUUGAAAAAUGAAAUAUUUAAAUGAGUUAUAAUGGUGUUGUUCUGUUUUCGGAUUACGCGCGUUGGCACUAUAAUACUAUAUAUAAUAAAUAUAUACGAGUGAUUUACUACGCGGACCGGUGAAAAACCGUUUAUGGUAAAAAGUUCAAAGUUAUCGGUAUAGGUAUAUUAAUUUAAAACAACCGUUAAUAGUAAUUUUCAAUUAGCCGCGAGAAAAAAAAAACCUAUGACCCAGGUGUCACCCCAGGCCUAGACGCCGAGUCGAUGGGUAUGCGGGAUGAAGUGAGAUUUAGCCGAAAUCUCUAGAUGCGCAAAAAUAAAAUAAUUAGAAGACAGUGAAGACUGGUAGAAAUGGGAAAUGAUAAAUGGGACGGCAAGGAUCCUUUAUGGGAUUAUAAAAUCUGGUAGAACAAGAAGUUAAGCACAUAAAACACAUUCUAUUAAAACAGGGUAUUUAUUGUUUUUUUUUUUUUUUUUAAAUUUUUGUUUGAAAAUAUAUAUAUUAAUUUCGAAAAAAAUAUUUGAAUUUAAUUUAACGAUUUAAAUCAAUUGUUACAAAAUUCAGUGUUUAAUAGAUAUAUCAAUUUCAUUUUUGUUUGAUAUUUGAACAUUUCGAACCGUUAUCGCAGGGGCGUCGGGUUAGGUUAGGUAAGGCUAGGUUAGUUUUAGGUAGUCUUCGUGAAGGGAGCGGGGUUGAUAGGAACGAUCUCCUCCCCCCCCCCGAAAGAAGUGGACUUCCAUUUGGCAUAGUCAUUGGUCCAGAAGUAGGUGUGAUAAAUAUAUUAUUAAUUGAUAUUAUUUGUUUUUUCUUGUGAACGAAAAUCUUAAUUAAUAUCACAAAAUUAUUUAGCAGCAAAAUUAUAGAUAUGACCGUAACGUAUAUAACCCUGGUUCGUGGUCGUAUAUAAUAAAUCAGAGUCCGUAAUUGACGUUUGAGAAACGAGAUACCAAUUAAGAAUGAUAUGAUUGAUGAACAAUGAGCGAGAACAAACGAAAAAACAGCGGUGGAUUGCAUCAUGGCUAAAGGAACAAUAUUACAGUUGAAAUUGUUAUAUUGGUGACCUGUUAAUGUAUCGCCGUUAAAAAUAUCUUCCUAAAAAUAUUACAUAAUUUUUAACGUAUUAAUAAAGUUAACAUUUAUGAUUAAAAUACGAUAAUGGACGUUCAUAUUUCACACUGACUGAACUGAAACUUUGCACAACCACAGUUUUAAGUACGGAAAUCGAAGGUCAUUUUUGUUGAUUAGGUUAUCUCGGUGAUACGGAUGAAAAAAAAAAGAUUAAAACAAAAAAAAAGGACGAGCAUAUUUUCGCGUGGGUGCAGCCACUGUUGUAGGCGGGAAGUUGGGAAGGUAGGAUACGGGUGAGAAUUUAAUGUAUAUCUGUAAACAACGAUGUACCAUUGCAAACGAAAUAACGAUUCUGAGUGGAGUUCAGUGGACAGUGUUGUUUUGUCAACAAUAUAUAUGCCAUAUUAUGGUAAAAUUAUUACAACAAUGUGCGUUUCAAUGAUAACCAAUAAUUGUUUAAAAAAAGAUUGAAACAAUAACAAAAAAUAAAUAAAAACGUUUGCAAAUGGCCACCCUAUUAUUAAUCUCUUAAUCUUUUUUAACCUAAAGGGCCGGGUUUUCGUCAUUAUCUCGAAUAUUAAUAAGAAUUUUAAACAUGACCUUUUUCAAGUAUCACUCAGAGAAGAUUUACUUUCAGAAAAGGUACUAUACUUGAUAGCCGGAGUAAGUUGUUUGGCAGAAAAAGUAUUCACGUAUAAAAAAAAUUAACAUCUUUGUAAAACCAAUACAUUCUUCGCUAAACUCAGAAUCGAAUAACAUACAAUGUUUAUGGUACUAUACUACUAUUGGUUAUGAUGAGUAUUUUUCCCAGUUAUUUUUGAACUCGGUUUCUACUAUAGACAACUAACAGAGAUAAUGAUAAUGAUUGUACUUCGUAAUUCCGUCUACAUAUUUCGUCCCACUUACCAAUACAGAUAAUCUAAUUUGAUUAUAAUCUAUAACAGUUUAGACGAGAGAUGAUAGGAUGUAAACUAAUAUUAUUUUUCACAAUAUAUUUAUUUAUUUAAUUCAAUUUUAAAAACAUAAUUGAACCUCUUUCAGGUUGAUCAGGUGGCAAUAACCAUUUUUUUUUUAUAUUUUUCGUAUUGAAGAUAAUUUAACGGAGACGUUUUGUUGAAGACGUUGACGUAGAACCUAUUAUAUUAUGAGAAAUUAAAAAAUGUAUACGUUUCUACUAUAUUAUACGUAUACUAUGAUGAUGCGUGCUUAAUAAUGUAAUAUUUUCGUAACACUAAUAUGUUUUGAGGGGAAGGGUUCUAUUUAAAUUCUAUAUUAUAUAAAAAAUAUCCGAAUACUGUGGAUAUUAUUAAUUUUUUAAAUUAUUUCACCCUUUCCCCCACAGCCAAGAUCCGGAGACGCUCACGCAUCAUCGUCGUCGAUUAUACGAAUGAACGGUUAAAUAUUCACAAUUCGGAGUACCCAACCACGCAGAAAAACGUUAAAUUUCCACAGAAUUGCUUGCGUAUUGUGGUUUCUUUCUAGAGUGGUCACGAUAGCACGUGGCAAUUUCACGGUGACCUCAGUCGAACACUUGGGUAUUAUUAAGUGGUAGCGUUUAUAAAACUAUGUCAACAAUAAUAUUUUAGACACGAUAUCGUCGUUUAAUUACUUUAUAAUAUUGUUUGCGUGUUGUUUUCACGGGGCGGUUUCGAGAGUUUUACUCCGAAUAGCCUUUUGACAUUUUUCGUUCAUGCGUCGAGUCCCGUAGGGAAAAACUACAUCAAUAAAUUACACUUGUAUAUAAAUACAGGGUAUCCCACGAAGGUAUACUCGCGCAAUAUCUCGGGAGAUAAUAAGGAUAAUCGAAUCCUGGUUUAGAUUCUGAGAGGAGCGAGGAAUGUAUUGGUUAUACAAUGGUGUUUAUUUGUUUUUUUUGCGAACACCUUUUCUACCAGAAAUUUGUCUACAAUUUUCUUAUGUACUACCAUUUCAGUCGUUUUAUGAUUCUCCCAGGGGUUUUCGCGAUAAGUGGGAAAAUCAGAAAAAAAAGUAGAAAAAACAGGAAAAUUUACAAAAUUGAUCGUAAAUAUUACGGUAGCCUUUCAUCCGAAAUCUACUCAGAACUGUUUUCGUUAGAAAUGAUUAAUUCGUUGCGUACUGAUAUGUAUUAAAUGAGUCAAAACUUAAAAAAAUAACUUUUUAUUUUAUUCAUUUAUAAAACCUUGAAAGUAGCCAUUCUAAAGAUUUUAUACUAUUCUUCUUGAAAUGUUAGCGUACGAGUAUUAACUUUUGUUUUCAUUAAAUUCGGGAUUUAUAAAGGUUUAGAGAAAAAAAAAAUGUGCAGCCAAUUAGUUAUAACUUAUAAUAUUAAUAAUCAAUUAGCAAAUCCGAUUACAGUCUGCCGUAUAACUAUACGUACUAUUAUCUGAACUUUAAAAAAUUAUUAAAAAUUACGAAUUUAAUGGAAAAUUAAAAGUUGAAUCAUAAACAUUUUUAGAAGUCAACUAAAAAAUUAUUUUUUUAGUCUUAUUGUUUUUUACAAAAACAUAAAUAUUGAAUACAAAUAUAAAUAUUUGUAAUUCUUAUCUCUGCGAAUAAUAUAUUGAAAAAAAAAAAAAACAGAAUUUUAUUAUCUUUAUCAUAUGAGGGAGGUAUAACAAUAGGUAUAUUAUAUUCGUAGAAACCCCUUUAUAUACAACUUCCGCCAUUCCAUAAACUCCAUGCAUUUAGGUACGUCAUAAUUAGUUUUUGUUUUUAAUAUUUCGAUACGGUCAAUUGCAGGUUAAGGGUGGAUUCGCACUAUACGGAACGUCGACGUCACGUCACAGACCGGCAACGUCACGUCAAAAUAAAUCUCCGUGUAUUUAAAUGGCAAUGUUCACACUGACCGGCAAAGUAACGUAUCGCCAACGUCACGGAACGGAAAGUUUUAUCGAAAACUAAUUUUUGACGUGACGUUCCCGAUCAAUUUUGGUAGUAUGAACUCGUAAUUAUAACGGAUCAUCCGUCAUAUUAUAUUAUAUUGAUUAUGACACAUUCUAAAAUAAUCGUAAAAGGAAAUUUCUUCAUAUUCCGAUUCCUCGAAUAAAGUGUAGUAUUCUCUUUCAAAUUUUCGCAUAGUAAAUAUUUUUCUAAUCCAUGAUUUCUUGGCUGUUCUUUUUCUCUUGUUCUCUUUUUCAUCGUUCAAAAUUGGCGCAAUCGUGGUCAGUUAUUUUGUACCAAAAAUUUCAGCAUGUUAUAAAAUUGAAAAUUCCACAGGAAACACGGAAAACAGAACAGACAAACGUACGAGCACAACGGACCGAUAGACACUAGACAGUGUAGGUAUUUGCGUGACGUUGCCGGUCAAGUGUGAAUGUAUUCCUUUAUUGACGAUGACGUCGCCGGUCUAUGACGUGACGAUGACGUUCCGUAUAGUGCGAAUCGACCUUAAACCGUAAAUUCACAAACACUAACAAGCUACGUAUAGGCCAUGACUCAUGGUCUACACGGACUCUAAUUUAACCGAUAGCAGUCAGGAAUCUGUUUUUCAAUAAUACUUCAAAACCGCGGCCAUAAGGAAAGUAAAACCUUAAGAGGGCGUGAUAUCCUCGUUAAACAUGUUGCAUCCGUCUCACAAACGUAUGAUAUAGCAUAUAAGCGUUCAGCGGGUAAAAAUAUUGUACGGUUAGUUCAAAUAUUUCACUUACUAUCAAACUAAAAUAUUAGAGCGUUAUAAGAGCAAUGUCGGCGCUAUUAUUUUUAGCGUCUCUACCGGACCGUAUACACGGUUCCUUCGAAACACCCGAUUUUUUCCGUUUCGCUUCUCGCGCCAAAUAAAUUUUCGACGGGUAGUUUUCUAAACUCGAAGUCUGCUUGAAGAAUUUCACGCCACACUGCCGUUCAGUAAAACGGUUUUACGACACUUUACUAUAUCGUAGCGUGCACUUUAUCUCGGCUCGGACUUCAGCUCGCAUCGUUAAACGGUUUUAAACGCGAGCUUCUCGUUUUAUGCACGGUUACGAAAGCACCGUUAUAAAAGAAUAUAUCGCUGCAGUGUGUGUAAAGCUUUGCUGGCACGGUGUUCGGGACAUUAUAUUCCCUCGGCGCUUUUGUCUUUUAACACAUAUCUACUCGCCCAUUGCCGAAUCAGUAUAACGAUAAUCUUUGUUCGCCUAUAUAGGACGUUUGAGUGUAGCGCACUCGAAAGAGUCUAUGUACCGCGAGAAUAUAAUACGCGAUCGGUAUAAAUUUUAUAGUGCAACAAUGUAAUCGAUACGAUGCGUUUUAUUACUGCCACUAAGCAGAAAAAUAAUAUAAUUUUUAACAGCCCCGGAAAAAAAUCAACGAUCGAGGGGCCUUCACCGCAUAAAAGGAAUACUUUUGUACACUUUUUCUGAGGUUCAUUUAGGACCGAUUGACCCCAGUAACAUUUUUAAUGUCAAAUUAUUAACAUUACAGAUACGUUUAAUAUAUCAAGCGUUCCUUUAAUAUCAAUUUUAAAUUUUGGUUUUCAACAAUAUUAAUAAAGAUAUUUCGAAAAUGUAAAUAUUUCAGUUAUUUACGUAAAUUAAUACGAAAUUUAUCCUUUGUUUUUAUCGCAAAAUAACGUUUUUAGAACGCCGAACCAAACCUUAUUGCAUUUUCUUUUGUGAUUUUAUAAAAUGUAUUUGUCUAAAAAUAUUAUGUACAAAAUAUUACUGAUGGCGUGUAUAGUCUUUUACCUUCAUCUCGCGGUAGCGGGCUCGUCCAUUACAGAUCUAAAAAGAAACAUAGUUAACAACAUUGAAAAAACAAUAAGAGCAAACAGAAUUUGUUUCCUGUAUCAGCCAUUUAUUUUUAAUAAUAAUAAAUCUCACUAAUUUUCCUACAUCCGUAAUUUCACCUAAUCCACGUGAUGAUAAUCCGCAUUAAGUCGGCAGACAUGAAUCUCAUCUACCCUAAUAACUUUUAACCACCUCCGGCCCACUAUUACGUUCCGGGGCACACAGCUGUCUUCUUGACGGUAAUCUCAUCAGUCAUCAUCGUUUCUCCUUCACUCGACCGCCAUUCCAAUCGGUUUUAUCUCGUUUUUCCUACUAUACCGAGUAAAUAAAUACCUAUAAAAAAAAAUCUUAUUGACAAAUAUUUUUUUUUUCAAAAUACAAAUAAAUAUACACCGACAGUAGGUAAGUAUGUACAUAAAUAGUCGUCGUAUCACGUCUAAUAUUGUAAUAUUUUAUUAAACGUGUUUUCGUAUAUUAUUUUUGUUUUCUCCAAUAUAAGAACAUUUCCGGUGAUAUGGACUCGCAACUUCGUUGGGUCCAUCAACUUCUCACGGUCGAACAACAGUUCCUGUUGUGCAUGCAAUUUGGUAUUGGCAGAUAUCUAUUGCCGUUGGCCGAACGCAAAGACGUGCUUAAGUCCAAAGAACACGCGGCCCUCUUUCAAAACGCCCAAGAGGUAGGUACCGAAUAGUAAAUAACUAUAAUAUAUUGUACAAACAAACAAAAACUAACAACAAAAUAAUGGUUUGAGUGGUUAUUCAAAAAUGAAACGCAUAAAAAAAAGGCUAACAUAAUUCACACGUGGCUGCAACCACUGUUGUAGAUGGGAAGUUGGGAAAAUAGGAUAUAGAAAGAAAUUCAAUGUAUAUCUGUAAUCAAUGAUAAACUGUUGAUAAGGAAAAAGCGAUUCUGAGCAGAAUUCAGGUGAUAGUGUGUGAAGUAACUUGAAAGUGUUUAUGGUUCACUACUAAGAAAUCUUUUUGGUUUUUUCUCGUAAACCCUUUUUUGGCAAGUAAAAAUUUUCUAAAUUGUUUCCUUCAAUGAUAUAUAAUAUUUGUUCAACAAUGCGGCGGCACGCUGUAAAUAUUUAUCAUUUUACCUAUAAUUCUCUUUAGAGUUUUUCCCAAUUAUUUUGAAAAUUCCUUAGAAAAUCAAAAAAUGACCUUACAAUGAAUUAACUAGAUACAAUUUCCGUUUAGAACUCCUGAUACAUCGGAGUAAGAUUUCUGGUAGAUAAAUUGCUUACAAAAUAAAAACAGAAGAAAAAAUAUAAACCUCAUUAUAGAACAUUCUGAAUCUAAAAACAAAAUUGAAAAUAAUUAAAACAUUAUUUUCGUAAAUUUCCUCAUCCUUUCGACGUUUUUUUCGGUUUUGCACAAUUAUUAAAUAAACUACAAGGACAAUCAAAAACGAUUCUGUUACUCAUCAACUAAAUUAAAAAUACAACACCAAUGAUCUCUUGUCGUUUUUUUAUUAAAGCAAUAUUUCUGAUAGAAAAUUUAAAGCGUAUAAAUUUAAAAUAAUGGAAUCGUAACGCCACCGUAAAUUUGUCAGUUUUCAGUUUAUGUUUUAUUCCGGAUUUUCAUAAUCAUUUUGACAAAUACUUGAUAAAAUCGAUAUGAAUAAAACCAAAUAGAUAAAAUUUUCUUUCAGAAAAGAUGCUACACUUGAUAUAUCAAAGCAAGAUUUUCGGUAGAAAUUGUGUAAACAGGUUAAAAAGGACGGACAUACUUCGCACGUGGGUGCGGCCACUGUUGUAAGUGUGAAGUCGGGAAGAUAGGCUGUAGACGGGAAUUUAAUUUGUAUCUGUAAGCAACAAUAUAUCAUUGUUAACGAAAAACGACCCUGAGCCGAGUUUAAUUGAUAAUGUUGCUUUGUCAACAAUACAAUAUGGUAUUAUGUGAUAUUAUGGUAAAAUGAUAAAAACAAUGUGCGUUUCCAUGACAACAACGGUUGUUUAAAAAAUAUUAAAAAUAAUAAAACUUAAUAAUGACAAAAAAUAAAUAAAAAUGCUUGUCAAUGACAACCUUAUUUUUAAUUUUUCAAUUUUUUUUAACCUUUUUUUUCCUCAUUAUCUCGAAUAUUAAUGAAAAUUUCAAAAAAUGACCUCUCUAAAGUACCACCCAGAGAAUACAGUGAUCCAUGUUUAGACCCCUGAUAAUAUAUUUCAUUCCGACUUUGAUGUACCUACAUUGUUCUGAAUAUUCUAUUGUUCCGAAUUCUUCAUUACCUUGCAUAUUUACACGGACAAUAAAAAAAUAUAAUUAUAAUUAACAACACGAAAAUAUGAAACGUUGUUUAUUUAUAAUAUAGUUAUUGCACAUCACGGUGGAUACAGUUGAACGAAUAAUCGAAACGGACUGGAAAAUGUUGGCGCGGGAUACGUGCAAUGUGUACGUGAACAAAAUCGACCAGUUCAACGCAGAAUAUUACAAGUACUGCAAGGGCAUCAUACAUGCCGAUUGCGUACUCGUGGACAAGGUGCGGAAUCCCAACUUCCUAGACCUCAUCAAAGACCCGCCAAUACCCGACCGGAGACCCGACCUGUUCACCUUCAUUCACAAACCGUUGGAAGUAAGAUAACACAAUAAUAAACAACCAACGAUGGGAGAAUUCGCAUUUUAUAAUAAUUGUAGACUGCUAGCCUACGCCAAAAUAGCUAAAAUCUUUUUGAAGCCCCGUAGUAUAGUGAUGAUUCGAGAAAAAAAAUACGUUUCAAAAUUAUCGCGUAUAAUAACUACGCGUAUAGAUAUACUUAGUACUACCAACUUACUUAUUUUGCCCACAUAAAUGUCCGUAAAAAAUUAAAAAAAAAAAAAAAACGCUUAUUAAACUAUACGGGUAUUUUUUUUCCUAAAUAUUCUUUGUUUUAGCAUAUGUGUGCGAAACUUAUGUCUAAGAAUCGCAUAAACUAAUCUUUUAUUGUUUUCAAUUUCAUAAACCACGUCGUUGCGCUUAUUGAUAAUACCGUACACGAUAAUAUUCGAUGAUGUUUGAUUUUAUUUAUAAUACUUUUUGUCGGUUUUUGUCGUUGUAUAGCAUUACAGAAACGUAUUGAAAUGCAUGCAACUCAUACAGACUAAUACAGAGCCGGACGACGAAAUCUUCGAAGCUUUGUCACACAUCGUUCACGAAAUGCAGGUAAUAAACCAAUAAACAAAUAAAUAGUUUCGUCUGCAGUUAAUUAUGUAGAUAAGUAUGCCUAAUCAGUUACCAAAGAAUUUCAGUAACGUUUAUAAAUCAAAAUACCGAAAACUCGCACUGUGUCACACGGAACAGUUUUUGUUUUAUAGUUAUAUUAUUGUAGACAGGCUGAUUAUGAGGUAAUUUUAAGAUUAAAAAUACGGACAUACUUCGUUCGAUGGGUGGGCCACUGUUGUAGGUGAGAAGUUGGGAAGGUAAGACAUAGAGGUGAAUUUAAUGUAUAUUUGUACGAAAUGAAUAAUCAUUGCUCAUAAAGAACGAUUCUAAACGGAGAUAGAGGUUAAUAGUAUUGCUUUUUCAAUAUGUCAUAUUAUAAGGUUUUUCUUGUCAUUUUUCGAUUAAAGUACGAAAAUUCAGUGGAAAAUAUAAGUUAAAAAAAUGUAAAAUUGUAAAAUCUUUGCAUCGUAAAUAUUUGUCCGUUUGUCCCUUCGUUUUCCCAACGUUUUUUCUAGGUUUUUCUCAAUUAUUAUGAAAACCGCUUGGAAAAUCAAAAAAUUACCUCCUUCUUAAUUAAAGCACAAACCAAAUAAAAUUUUCUUUCAGAAAAAGUGGUAUAUUUCAACACUUGAUACAUUGGAACAAGAGUUCUGGUAGAAUUUGCGUAUACUGUAUAAAAAAAAAGCAAUAGGAACAUAAUUGUAAAACCAAUGUAUUGCAAUAAUAAAUUAACGAUUAACAAUUAUUAGCAAUAAUAUAUUAGGCAACAAUACACAAAUGCGUAAACUUAAUACUUGGAACAAAAAUGCUUUGAAUCUAGUAAAUUAUUAUAAAAUAAAUAAAACUUGGAUUAAUUUUCUCGGGCAAGAUUUGCGCAGACUUUAUAGUCGACUACAUUUUAGUCAUGUUUGCGCAGUAGGUUUUCCGUAAAAUUUUAGACUAGAACGAGUGCGAAAAUGAAUUUGCUAGAGAAGUGGAAAACAAAAGACGGAGAUGUUUAAAAUAACUUUAUUGGAUAUUUUGCGAUGGGUCGGCAGGGAUAAAAGUUUGAAUAUCAUUAAUCGCAGAAUGAAUAUCCGGUAUUUGAUAUGAAUCUCCUUUCGAUCACGAUGUUUGUUUGACACGUCUCGAUCAAACUGCAACUUCAGUCGCAAAUAUUUCUUUAAUACUCGUGUCCCUAGAUUGACGAAGAUGUUGAAUUUUACAGACGACGUAUCGGUUCAUAACGAUGGAAUCCGGCCAAACGGAACCGGACGUCGAGAAUAAACCUUUACUGUCGCUCGGCGAUCUAGAAGCCCGCCUGGUUUUCACGCGGUGCAAGGUUAGUAUAAAUAUAACGCGACCGUACCGUAUACGUACCUAAUGGCUUUUUAUAUGUCCAUCAUUAAUCAUUUCGUUAAAAUGUCAGCCAUUCACGUUAAACACGCCGGACCGCCGUUGGAUAUUUGCCGGUGACCUCAGUCGGGUAGAAGGAAGAUCCGUUCGAUCUUAUUGGGCCCUGCUGUUUUCCGACAUUUUGCUGUUUACAAAAGUCAGCCGGGAUCGCGUUUUGUUCGUCACCGACGAACCUUUACCGCUCACGUCGAUCGUUCAAACACAAUUCUCCGUCAAGAAAAAAGGUACCGCUGUGGUUUCUUUUUAGACACGUAAAAUUUCGUACUACGCUUUUUUACAUCAACUAUUUUUCUAUUUCUAAAACGGAUUCAUACAUAGUGUCCAAAGACGAAAUUCCGUUAUAUUCUUCACAUACAAUAUCGUAUAGAUGGGAAAACGUUAAUCGUUAAUUUUUUAAAACGAAUAUAAGACGGUUAAUAUAUGUUUGAAAUUUGCAUAAAACCAUCAUACUCGAUUUCAGAUACAGAAUUUCGGUUAGUAAUCAGUAAUGGGACAGACUCGUCGUCGUGUCACAGCAGUCCGGCCAUGACCGGAUGCAGUCCAUUGUUUGCGGACCUGUCGGGUACUCUGUCGAGAUUACCGAAAAACAAAGGCAGAGUGAUCGUGCUGCGAGCGCCCAAAGCCGAACUGAAAGCCGCUUGGCAAAAUCUCAUCCAGCGACAAAUGUAAGUCGUCGCAAUAAAGUUAUAUAGAGUAUAAUCAAUUUAUCAUAAUCACGCGAUUUUUUCGCGGGAUUUUUAAGUGAAUUUUGAUUUUUGUUUUUUUCAAUCGUAAUGACUAAGCUUUAUUUGAACGUUUUGUAAUACUGUUUAAAAUUGUAACUCAUACCCCUUGUGCCUUAUUUAAGUAUAUGCACUUUAGUUUUUCAAAUAACAAUCCCCUCCUCCCCUUUGAACAACGAAUUCGAGUAGUGGCUAUUUUUCUAAAAUAUUUUACAUGCAUAACAUUAAUAUCGUAUUAUGCGUCAUCGUUUUCUUAAAAAUCUGUGUAAAAGAGGAUGACAUAAGAGCAUAUGCUUUUUCCGUCUUACAUACGUAUGGUAUAACAAAUAUGCGUUCAGCAAGGAAAACGAUGUUUUAAUGUUAGAAACGUAUUAAUAUAUCUUCAAAUUAACAGAUAAGAACAUUAUCAGAGCAAUUAGCAUAGGUUAUUCUCAAUGUUCUAAUUGUUAAGUGAGAUGUAAGCAUUUUGAAAUUUUGAUAUUUCAUAUACUAAUAUAUCUCUCAAAAGAUUAAUUUAUCGACAAAUUCGACAUAGUUUCACAGAUAAUGUGCUUAUCUUUAAUUUUUAUAAUUUUAUUCUAAUAUUAUUAAACUAACAGCACACGAGUUAGGCUAGGUCAGGCUUAAUUUAGUUACCCAAAUUAAUUAAUUAAAAACAAUUUAGUUGACUUGCCCAACUUUGAAUGUUCCCGAUGAUAGGUAUUUUGUAUUAUAUAAAAACCAUUUGUCGGUGGAAUGCAAGAACGAAAACAAAAUAUAAAAGAGCUAAUAAUAAUAGUUGCUGACGAAUGUACCUUUGUUAUGUGGGAAGUUGGGGAGACAGGAUACAUUGUUUAUUUAAUUUAUAUCUCAAUGAAACGAUAAAUCGUUACUUACAAAAUACGAUUCUGAGUAAAGUUCAACCUAUUUGAAAUGCCGUGAUUUUUAAGAUUUUCGUCAAAGUUUGAACAUGCUUUAAAAAAAAAAAAAACUACUGCAUAUCGCUCAGCUUUUUUUCACCACCAAUCAAACUCAUGUUAAGUUUUCAAGUAUUUUUCCUGUGCUAAAACAAUUGUAUCCGCAAAAUACCAAUUACAAAUGUCCGAUUAUCCUCCUCAAUCAAACAACUAGAUAACAUUUUUUUUUUCUAAAAAAUACGCUACAUAUUUAAAAAUCGGUUCGAGAUUUCCGGUAGAAAAUUCGGUUUAAGACAGAGAAUAAGAAAAAACAAAAAAAACAACGAUAAAAUAAAACACUUCAUAGAGAGACGAAUGCAUUCCUCGCUGCGCUCAUAAUCUUGAAAAUCCAUUUGCCGGAACAAACCGCGCAUUUUCAGUUGGUUUUCCAUACGGGCCAUUGGAAAUACACAUUAAUACACAUACGAAAAUACAUGAAUAACCAACAUUAUGUUUCGCCCGCGGUCGCAGCUGUGGUUAAAAUGUGGUCGCGUCUCUGAUUGCAGAUUGGCGCUGGACAAAAACGCGUCGGCGCUGGACGGUAAGUGUAAACGCGAAUCGUCGUCAAAAGCGGAGCCGCCGGAUUCGCCGGACGACCUGCUGAUGAACUCGCUGGCCACGUUGGACGACGACGACGUCUACGCUGACAGGCUUAAGGUACAGUGUAAGCUCCCGCUAAGCAACCCGACCACUCCCACGGGAACCGCGCCGCCCGUCGCCGACCGUUAUCCCGUCCGUCCGCCGUCCUGAGAUUCGGUUUCCCGGCCGAACCGGUGCUGUAGUCCCACGAGGUUCUAGAGCGCCGGCGCCGACAACGGCUGGCCGGGAACGAUUGAAUAAUAAUAUACUGAUAAUAAUUGUUUAGUAAUUUUAUGAUUAAGGGCCCCUUGUGCGAAAAUGUGCUCGAAUCGCUGAUAACAUAUUAAAAUACGAGAGCCAAUCGGAAACGACAGUCGUUUAGUUUACACGUACACGCGCGACCACGGAUCAAUGGCGUAGCCGGAAUUUUUAUAAACGGGAGGGGGCCGAUAAAAAAAAAAAAAAAAAACAUAUCAAAAUUAAAUUAAAAAUAUUAUUUACACUAGAAUAUCAUUUAGCGACUCGUGUAUAUACUGAUAAGCGAGGUAGGAUUGCAUAUCGAUAGAUUUUUUUUCGUUUGUUUUAUAUUUAAACAUAAUAUUAUACUCAUUUCGUCCAUAAUAUAAUUGCCGUUGAUUUAGAGAGACGGUAAGAAAUCUGAAAACAGAUUCGAAAUUUCCACUGCAAUAGUAUAUUCCUUUUCUUUUUUUAAGGAUAUUUAAAAUAACUAAAAUAAUGCAAUUUAAACGUAUAAAAUCAUCUAGAACUUUCACCUUUGAUUGCCUACAUACAGAAUUAAAGAGUAAGCUAUUAAUUUGUCAGAACUUCAAUUUAUUAUCUAGUGUAAUAUUAACUACAUAUUAACUACUGCGAUUCCAUUUCAUUAUUUUGAAAUUUUUUUUUACGAUUAUAGCUGAAUGUGAAUUUGAAUGAUAUUGAAUUAAUGUAUUCUACAAUUUUUUCAAAGGUCAUACUUCAAAUUAGGCCAAGGAUUGGACCGGGGGUUAUAAAUAAAACCAAAGACUAGAUUAAUACCACUUAAUAUAUCAACAAAUAUAUUAAAUAAUUUCUGAUCGCGGUUUAGUUUCUUGUAAGUCACUAUUAUUAUCUCGUGUCAAACAUCUUUGUAUAGAAAUAUGAUAAACUAAAUUAAUAUUAACAUUACAACUAUGAGUCGGUAAUAUAAAAUAAGUAAACACGAAUAAAUAAAAUGAAAUAAAAUAAUAAAUAAUAAUAAUAAAUAGUUAAUUUGGUGUCAGUUUAGUUUAACGUACUAUAUUGGGAGUCGUGUGUGAAAUUCUUUUUUGACAAAACUUGGCAACUUUUGUUUCUUCCCUGGUCGCUGACAUGAUAUGGUUCCUACACAUGAUGGUGUUUGGGCAGUUUAUUAGGUGGGUCUGAGUCUGUUCACAAUCACAAUAUGUAUCUUCAUAUGGAAUAAGACCCCAUUUUAACUGGUUUUCUUUGAUCGCCCAACCCCUACUCUUACUCUAUUUAUUGUUCUCCACACUGGCCAACUCUAAAUUGUUCUCUGCAGGCAGGUUGUAACAUGACGUAAUAGACUACACGUUGACUUGGUAUUAGUUGAUUGUUUAUUUGUGUUUUUUUAUUACACGAAUUAUGUCUUGUAUAUUUAAAAUGUAUAAUUAAUAUUUCACAAUAAAGUGAUAUUUACUCGCAUGGAAGCGCACAAUAACAUAAAAGCACAAUACAAUACAAUGGCAUGAACAACAUAUCGUAUAUAAGUGCGGGCAAUAACUUACGAUAAAACUCCCCAUCACGGGCAAGGUGCUACGAAAGAUUCUGUAGCUUUGUAGCAGCGUCGAAGAUGAAGGCGUAAUGUCCCUCGUCUGUGGUGGACUGGAGCUACUGACUAAGCGCCGUGCUGUUGAUUCGUCUGCUGUUAGUUUCCUAAUUAGAGAGUUCCUAGCGUUUAUCUUUUGUCUCGUGUUUGCACAGUGUUGUUUAAACGUUAACGAACGAUCCAGCGUUACCACUAUUAGAUAUUAAGAAAAAGUGGUAAGCUCGAGUUCUUUUCCUCGCCGUAUUUCUGAUUUGCUUGUCUAGUACGUAAAUGGAAGGCACAUAUCUGGGUUUUAUCUAGAUUAGAUUUGAGGUGGUUUUUCUGAUAAUAAACUAGAAUGGUCUGAAGUGAAAUAUUCAUGUUACUCUCUACUUCCUUAAAAUUAUGACCUUGGAUUGCCAGAGUCACGUCAUCUCGUCAUCUGCGUGUAUGAAAGAUUUUGCACCUGAUUGUGUUGGAAUAGAUUGAUCAUUUUUAUAGACGUUGUAUAGCAUUGGAGCCAAGGCGCUGCCCUGUAGAAACCCAUUCCUCUGGGUUCUCUAUCUACUCUUUUUGCCUUCCAGAACUACAUAAAACCGUCUGUUGAGGAGUCAUGUCCCAAAAGCUUUUACUAGUUUGUAGUUUUCAGUGAGUUUAUAUAGUUUCUCCAGAAGUAAAUUGUGGUUUACAGUAUUACAGGCCGGUGUGAGGUCUAUGAAGAUUACGCCGGUGAUCUUUUUUUCUUCGUAACCAGUUUCGAUAAAUUGUAAUAAGUUGAGAAUUUAGCUUGUGCAUGAUUUUCCAGGCCUGAAGCCCGCUUUUUCUUCAAGGAAUUUGUUGUCGACAGUAGGGCCUAAUCUAAUAAGGAUUAAUUUUUCAAAUAAUUUGUAUAGAUAUCAUAAGAAAGAGACAGAGCGGUAACUUUUGGGGUCGUCAGGGUCCUUUCUAGGUUUAAGGAGUGCAAUAAACAUUGCUUUCCUCCAUAUUUUGGGUAUCUGAUAAGUAAUUAUUACUUCGUUAAAUAAGUCAAAGGCCAGUUCUUGGUACCCUACUCAAAAUGUUUAAUCUGUUCUGUCAAGAUAACGUCCAAGCCUGCAAUUUUCUUGUUUUUAAGUCCUUUGGUUGUUAGAUUUAGUUCUUAUUCCAAGAAUAUACUUAUUAGCAUUGAUGAUUGUCAACCCCUUUUUUAUUUAUUCUUGACCAGUAAUUUCUUUUGUCCUUUGAAUUCUCAUGAUUUAUCUUACCGUUUAGGAGUAGUUGAGGGGCAACUUAGUUUGCAGUUACUGUCAUUGUAUUGUGAGAUUUUGUAGGAUCGUCGUCAAGUCUUAAUCAGAUCCCACGCUUUUUUGCUGCUGUGUUUCAUGUGUUUUAGUCACCAAUUUGUUUAUUAAAAAUUUAUUUGCACACAAUAUGUGUACUAUCACUAAAAACCUAAAUAUAUUGAACAAGAUGCCCAUCAUUUUAUCUAACUAAUAAUAACGUAUAUAAUCACUAUUCAAUAGCCAUGACAUCAACGUGAUAGUCACUACAGCCAGGGCCAUAGUCUCGUUUUUUGUGCGGUCAUCCAUUUGAUGGCUGUAAAAUAAAAAAAUACGUCCUAGGAUAAUGGGGAAUCGGUUUUAGAUGUUUAAGUAAAAGUUUCUCUAAGAGUUUAGAGAAACUUGGAAGGAGUGAUAUCGAUCAUCACCGCUUUGGACGAAUUUUCAGACAAUACUAUGACAUUAUUUACUUAACGUCGAUUCCCGUACAAACGGUUCUAGCGAUUCAUAACGGCUGUAAUGCUGAAUCCUACGGGUGGGCGUUAACCAAAUAUCCCAAAUAUUAUAGUAUAUACCGUCAUGAGCUAUCGCUGCCUAUCGCACAAUCAAUGAUGCUAUAUGACGUACAAACCCUUAUAAAACGACUUCGGACAGGUAUAAAUCAGUAGUGCGUAAUAAUAUAGAAAAUACGCUCUAGCUGCGAACGAUAAUAUGUAAAAUAUGUUAAAUCAUUUGAGCAUUGCAGCUAUCGCGGUAUAUUGUUGCAUGCUAUUAUGCUAUACCUAUAUAAUACAGGUGUAUAUAGGUAUAUAUUUAUAUAUAGAUACAAAUUAAUAUGGUGUAGCUAUUGUACGUACCAGCUACUUAUAGAACGGCAACUGUAAAAUACAUAAUUAUUGUGCACAACGUGUAUAUUAUAAUACAAUUAUUAUUUUACGACUUAUUCGUAUUGCAGUGUAGAUAUCCCGUAGAUUAACGUAAUACUAAUGAUAUCAUAAUACGUAGAUAAACCGUGCAUUACAUUCGCGGUUUUGUCAACUUAGGUAUGAGCUAUACGGCGGUAUGUAACUUGGGUAUAAGUGUAUACCACGUUUAAGUCAACAUGCUAUGUAUGAGAGAGACAGGAUCAUUCAGCUGACUUUUUCGACGAGAUUUUAAACAAUUUGAUUGUAUACACUUUGAUAAUAAAUAUUGGAUCUCACGAAUUUUACAUUUUACUAACAUCGUAGUAUUCCUAUCGGUGUGUUAAAUUCGUGUCCCAGUACCUAUUACAUUAUUAAAAAGAGGACUGUGAAAUUGUUUACAACCUCAUUUCGAAAAGUGAAACGCACGAAUAUACUCGCAUAUGGUUUUAUAGAUUCGAAUAAUUCGUUAAUAUUGCAUGUUACUACGUGGAAGUGUGUAUACGUGAACUGGGUAACUCUAAUAUUUACAGAAUUCAUAAAGAAGUUUUCUCCAAUGUGAAAUUUAUAAAAAUAUCAUGGAAGAAGUGAACAAAUUUUCCGUUGACAUAAUAUAUUGCGGGCUAUUUUCAAUUAACUUUUGACAUUCGUUGGCCGCAGGUGAACCAAAAUUACCAGUAUUGGAAUGUUUGAAGUUAUGUUUUAUGGUUAUUAUUCCUUAUAAGGGGCGCGGUAAAAGAACUGAUCCCAUCUUUAUUGAUAUCACUUUCUGGGUUCCUAUGCGUUCUGUAAAUUUACUUUUUAGUCUAGUAUUUUUUUAAAACAUAUAUAAUGCAUUCGGGUAACGUCAAUAUCGCAUAUAAUGUAUAAAUACAUAAUAUUUUAUUGCAUUUCAAUAUAACGUUUUAGUAAUGCACGGUCAAUCUAUUUAUUAAAAGUCCACGAGAUAUAGAACACCUACUGUUGUAGUGGCUUAUUACAUUAUCAGUAUUUUAUCUGUAUAUAGUCGUUUAGAGUACAUUUUUAGAGCACACAGGGCGCCGUCAUCUUCUAACUAUUAAUUUUGUUUUUUUUUCAUCGACUAAAAUCGCCGUCAAUAGUAUUAUAAAAAAUAAUACGAGGCGACGUAACAUAAAAAUUCGAUUUACUCACAUCUAUAAUAAUAUUUGUAUACAUGCAUUAUGACCUCUAUGUAUUAAUCGAUAUUAUAUUAACAAUAAUUAUAUAGCUGUAAAAACAAUAGGUAUAUUAUUUAACAUAGGUACUUAAUGAAUUAUACAGAAAUCAAUCGAAUCCAUAAUAUUUGAUACUCUUAAUAUAUUUAAUACAUUUUUUUUUUUUUUUUUUUUUUUUUUUAGUAGGUAUAUUUAGAGUAAAUAAAAAUAUAUUUUAUUACAUACAUGAGAACUUAGUGUGUAGUACUCUAUAUAGGUAAAACAAUACCGCACAUUCGACUUUUAGAGUUGGACAUGCAAUACCAUAAUAUAUAUAUAUAUAAUUAUAUCACAUACUUACCUACCUACAUCUAUAAAAAAUAGUCUUCAAGACUGCCAUAAUAUCGUGAGAAACGAAAAUGUUUUAUUUUUUUUAUUUAAUGCAACUACCAUAUUACACUAUUAUCAUUAUUAGCCAAUGGACAUUAUACGAAUAUUAUUACCAACUAAUUAUGUUUCGACGUGUUUCGUGAACUAUACAAUUAUAUUAAAUAUUAUAAUUCUUCCUUAUUUUAUUUAAAAUUCAUAAUAUUUAUCUUAAAAUAUAAAUGUUUAUUUCAAAUUAAAUUUUAUUAUAAUACAUAUUUAUUAUUACGAUUUAAGUAGACACAUUUAUUAUAUAAUAUAAUAAAUAAACGUAGGUAUAUAAAAUGUAAAUGGUCCGUCCCAAAAAUUUGUUAUUCGAACGACUUGAUGUCUAAAAAAAAAAAAAAAAAUUAUAAGAUUACAAUGUAUAGGUUAUAUUUUAUUAUUAUUAUUAUUAUUAUGGAUUUGUAUACGUAUUAGUAACAAUUGUCAACAUAUCGUAUAAUAUUGAUAGUGAAAAUCAUCUUAUUAUUAUUGUAACAAAUUGUAGUUUAAUUUAAAUUUACGAACAUUAUUAUUGUAGUAAUAAAUUACGAUGAAUAAAAAUUAAUGUUUUCAAACAGUCAAAAUUUUUUUUCUCCUCUUGCACGGAGCUCUUUAAACGGUCAAUAACAAAAAAAAAAAAAUUAAAAUCAAAGACGGCUCUGGGGGAGGUGAGUCUGGGGAUUGGGAGGUGAUGAAAAAAAAAAAAUAAUAAAAAACUAUAAAUCCAUUUUGUCUGCAAUUUUUAUAACCUAACCUAUACCAUUUGAUGAUACUUUGAAACUAUAUUAUCGAACAUAUUUAGUUAGGUGAAAAAAUAUUUCAGUUGUAGAAUAAUAUUGAAGGUAGAAUAUUGGAUGUAUCAGUUUAAUAAUAUAUGUAUAUAUAUAUAUACAAUAUACAAUAUUUCAUGGCCUAUUUCGCUGUUGUAUAAUCAAUGGUAUAACUAUAACAAUUUGCAAAUCAUGAAAGUGUUUUUUUUUUUUUUUUUUGUAAUUAUCAAGUUUUCUGAGAAUUAUGACUUACCCCCACCGAGUCUUUGAAAUAAAUACACUGUUUAAAGUUUACUUGUAAACGUACACGAAAUCAUUGUAAACUUUAUUUAGCUUUAACAUUUUUAUAUUUACCGUUUAAAAAGCAACUGCACUGGGUUGUUUGAUCAUACUUUUAUUUACAGCAAUACACUUCAAAUGGCAGUCCGACAACAGAAGAACCAUAAUUAUACUCAUGUGGAUGCAGUGAUUACGACAGUUUGGUUAAAAAAAUAAUAUAUAUAUAUAUAUAUAUAUAUAUAUAUAUAUAUAUGUAUAUUUAUUAAGAAAAAAAUUAUAGCUAUAUGUACAAUGCAUGUAUACAAAAAAUUCAAGCAAAAACAAAUUAAUUAAAAAAAAAGGAAUUAGUAUUCUCAAACGAUUUCUUAUAUAGGUAAUAAUAUAAGUGAAUGCUGCAGACAUAUAUUUUUAUUUUUAUUUUAACCAGUAAUAUUUUUAAGCAUGCACGAAAAAAUUUAAUAAUAUUAUGUUCGCUGUUUAUCAAAAACUUGUUUUUUUUUUUGAAAACCUUCACGUUGGUGGCAUAACACACGUGGUACAUUAUUGUGAAGAUGUUCUUAUAACGCAAACGCGAUAGGUACCUGUCAUAAAAAUGCGGAACAAUGGUAAAAUGUUGAAAAUUCUAUUAAGAUAAAACCGUUAAACCGGAAAAAAAAUAACCAACAUUAAAUUUACCCGCAAAAUCGUUGUAAGACAUAAAAAUCGCUUGUUUGUGGUAUAAAGGACACCUUAUGUAUACGAACGUAGCUCGUGGGUAAGGAAUUUAUUGUUUCCAACAAAAACUGCGUCCACUGUAUAGGACUUUUCGUUUUGCGCAUUUACUGCGGUGAUUUUAAUUUUAUGUCGACACGAGACUAUACAUAAUAUAAUUAUGAACUCAAUACGAAAAAAAGGGUCUUAUACGGAAUCCCAUUAAUACUAUACUUACAGUAAUAACAGUAAUUAUUAUGCGGAUAGAUAAUAAAACAAUAUUUCGCGUUUUUAUUGAGCAAUAAAUUUGAUUUCGUCAAAAAGAAAAAAACGCGCAUAUUUCACGUGAUUUAUUACACCCCCCACGAUUAGACGCGUGUUCCAUAAUAUAGGGUAAUAUAUUAUUUUAGGUCCUACCUACCUGGUUAAUCGACCUUAAUCGUUUUCCUCUGAAAGUUUUCACCCGUUUUCCAUUAAAGAAAAAAAUCCGAAUCUAGGCCAUUUUUUUCCACUACGCACUGUGCACGUAGGCGCAAAUAGGGAUGGGCUAAUGCUUAGUCUGCCCAAAAAUCAGCCAAAUUCCCCUCCUAAUCAAGUAUUUAUUAAGAAAAUAUUAAGUAUACACAAUCGAUAUUAUGGGGACUGAAUUCCAUCCAAUAUAUUUAGACUAUUUGCUCUUAUGACUAUACAUUUUCCUCCGUUACCACGAAGAAUACAAAUUGUCACCCUCCUGGCCUUUUGCAAUAAUUUGUCUGUAUAUUUCAUAUUCUCACCACAAAUAUUUGUUAAAAUAUUUUGUUCUUAAUUGAGACUGGAAAAUGCUUGAAAUAGAUAUUGCUGAUAUUUACUAUACUAUGCAUAGUCGAUUAAUUAAUUAUAUUAAUAAAUAUAUGUUUACAUAUAUAUAUGUUGUAAUCAACAUCUUCGCUUUUAAUGGGAACAAAAGAGACGAUUUUAGGCCACUGAACUUUUUGAGGGUAAAUGGAAAGUAUCUAUUUUUUUAAUUUAGAUUGACAAUGAAAUUAAACGGUAUGUAUCUCAAUUUCGGAAGAUAACAAUCUUGUCCUGGCUAUCCUGUACAGUUGAUCAUAAAAAAUAUAAGCACGUGUGUGCAUAAAUUAGACUGCACCCAAAAAUUAUAGACAUAUGCAUAUGUAAUAGUUGUACACAUCCAAAAAAUAUCCAUAUUCCAUUACAUUAUGGACAUACAGGUUUUUUUUUAAUAUGUUUGCGUUGUUUGAAAUAUUUGAACAAGCAAAAAUAGUCUGCGAAAAAAAAAAAAGCUGAUACUGGUGAUGGGUUUGUCGCUGUUGUAGGUGGGAAGUCAGGAAUGUAGGAUACUUAAAGUUAUUUAAUUUGUAACUGUAAGUGACGAUAAAUCAUUGCUAAACUAUUUGAAGAAAAGUUCAGUUUGUACCUACAUGUUUUUAAAAGCCAUACUAUUUACAAUUUUCGUCAAAAUUUGGUUUUAAAUCUCUUAUAAAAAAAAAAAAUUCCUAAAACUAAAUUUAUUUUUUUUUUUUGAGAACUAAGUAAGAUUUAUAACGAACCUUUUGUUAAUUUUUCAAGCAUUUCUGUUUAGUAUAGUAGUUUUAUCGACUACCAAAUAAAAAUUACGUAAAAGACUUGUAAAAUGUCUAUAAAUAACUGAAAACUAGCAUAAAUGUUUUGAAAAUCUGCGUUUUAAUCCCUUGUCUUGAAAAAACAAAGACAGUAAAACUUUCAUAUAACGGUUUCGAAGGGACCAGAAAUAAUGAUCACUAUUUCGAGGUGACCCUCUUUUAGAGGUUUCCUAUGGAGACAUAACCACUUGACGGGACCAAAACAAAUGACCGUUACACAGACGUUACGUUUUUAUGAGGUGACCGUUGACGAAUGUUUUACUGUAUAUAUUUUCAGUCAAAAUUUCAAGUCUUUACAAAUAUUUUUAAUUGAACAAUACAAUACAAUAUAAAUAAAAUUGAAAUUAAUAAAAGAAUUGAUUUCGUACAUUUUCCCGUUCUUUUAAUGUUUUUUUCGGUUUUGCUGAAUUAUUAAAAAAAAACUAUCUUCUGGAUCAUUAACCAGAUAAAAAAUUCAACAAAAAAGGUUUCUUGUCAUUUUUCCAUUGGAGCAAUAUUUUCGUUAAAAUUCAUCGUGCUUAAAAACUGAAAAUAAUGAAAUCGUACUUAUGCCGUAAAUUGGUUCAUUUUUCUUUUUUUUCCGGUUUAUCCAAUUAUGAAAGCACUUUAGAAAAUAAAAAAAUUACCUCUUUAAUGCAUCAAAUAGACAAAAUUUUUUCCAAAAAAUAUUCUUCACUCUUUAUAUGGACUUUUUCCAAAAUGUUGUUUACAGGCAGAAAAAAAAACCACAUAUCAUAUCGCUAUGCUCCGAAUCUUAAAAUAGAUUAUAAUUAAAUAGAGGAAUUUAGAGAACUGAAAUAUUAUUAUUUUUACGAAUAAAAUAAUAUCCGAUUCUAAAUGAAUUGUUUGCUUUAUAAAAACUAAUUUUCAUUUAUUCAAGUUACGUUAAAAUUUGAAAUCCCAAAAAAUCGCAUACACGUUUUUUUCUUUAAAUGUGACUUUUUUUCACCACUAAGAAGAUUCGUGAUGAACCCCGAACUUGUAACGAAUUUUCAAGUAUUGCAUACCCACCUACAUAGAAAAAUACAUUUGUUUGGUCACCAGAAAUUUUGAUUGUUUUUUUUUUUCAAAUUUAGUAUUUAUACGUUUGAACGAAGUAAUAUUAAUAGUACAAAAUAUGUUAUUGCCAUGACACAAGAAGCGUUCAAAGGCUACCACUAUACAAUAUUAAGUAUAUAUCAUAAAAUGUAAUAUAAUAUAAAGCUGUCAUUAUACCUAGUGGAAUUUACUAAGUAAUAAAUUAGUUGUUUGUAACUAAAAAACAAAAAAAAAAUCCUUUAAUAUCAUAAAUAACAUAGGUAUAGGAAAUAAAUCAAUAUUAUAAUGUUUAUGAAAUACGUAUAGAUAGAGCAGAAUACAUCAAUAUUUUUGUAUUAUUUGUCUACGUGUUUACAAAGUGUGAACAGCGUCGUAACCAGACUUACCCUUGCCUUACUCUUGGCCUUCUGCGACAUAAUGUGCUUAAAACUCUUUCUGCAAUUAACUGCUUGUAAAUUGAAAACAAAAAACUCGCACGACGAUGAUCGGAUGAAUAUAACAUUAUUAUUUAUGGUCCGAGAAUCAACUAUAAAUAAUAAAAUAACGUGUAUAGGACACGUUUACCAAUCUAAUAAUAAUAAUACGUUUAUUGCAACAUCAACAAGUUUUUACAUCGAAAUUUCGUUCACGAAUAGAAUAUUGCAGCACCUCCGGGUAAGCAAAGCUUGUGCUGGGGGAGCAGUUCUUAAGAAUAUAAAUAAGAGAACAAAUAUAAAAGAAUACAAUUCGGUAUGAAUAAAUAUAAACAGUAUCUGGAGACAAAUAUAGGAGUAUAGCGGAUUAUUCCAUUUUAAAAUACCGUGUUUAACAAGAAUAAAUGAAUGCGAAUUUAAUAGAUUAGUAUAACAAUCAUACAAGAGAUUUUAAGAUACUAUAAGAGCUGAAGCCUCCCAAAAAUAUUUGUGUUAUUUGCGUCUAUGCAUAUCGACUCCUGCAACGAGAGAUGAGCCAUGUUUUUAAACACAACUUGUUUAUUUUAUACGCAUACUAUUUAUUAUCAAAUAUGCAUCAAGCUUAUUUUGGUAUAAUAUAUUAUAAUUUUGUGUUAGCAAACUGUUUAUUUAACAACAAUUAAUUACCUAUGUUACAAAAUAGUAUCCAUUUGCCGGAGUUUUCGAGUCAUUUAAUAGUCAUUUAUACUUCAAAUUCAAUUUUUUUUUUAUAAAUUUCAGUUUUAAACUGUUUAAACGAAUUAAAGUUUAAUUAAUCUAAUCAAUUGUUUUUAUAAUAAUUGUCUAUUGUUUAACAUUUAAUUUCUGGAUUUGCCCUGGGUAUGUGUAUUCCUACAAUUCGUCAGUUUUUAAUUCAACGCUAACUAAAUUUUUUAUUUGCUAACCAAAUAGAUAUUUUUAUUACUUUAUUAAUGUACAUAAUAAUUAUUUAUUUUUAAAUGUGACACUAAAAUAAUUCAAUAAAAACAAAAUUAUUAAAAUGGUUAACACUCGUAAAUAAAUAAAGUAAAUAAAUAUAUAAAUAAAAAAUAUUUAUUUUAUUUUUAUGUAUACAUUUUUAUUUAUUUAAUUUAUUUAAAAUAUACUGCUGUACUUUAAUUUCUUCAAAAAUAAGGCGUAAAACUUUAUCGGCUUUGCUUCGUUUAUUUUUAUAGACAAUCUAUUAUUUCAUUAACCAAUUGUGUUUAAGUCAACAUGUACUUUUUUUUUUAAUAUAUUAUAAAUAGGCAACCCAUAUUAGUAGUGGCUGUCGCAGGUUUUUCGUCUCGUUCACCAUCGGGACUUUCCGGCCGUCGUUGCUGCUGAUAUCUCGUGUCAAUUGGAUUCGCUGACUUCAUUCUAUUCUUUUAGUAUUCCGUAGUAGCGGAGUGAUGAGCUAUGAGCUGAUAUAUAUAUACCCAUCCGGAUAUCCGAUCGACUGGUGUCGUUGGUGAUUUGGUUCAUGAUGAAAACCCAAAUCUUACUCAUAACUAUAAGAUUAUUUUGGGCAGAGUGUGGUUUCUCUCGUUGUUGCUUUUUACUUGACUGAUUUCAUUGGGCUUUACAGUCUAUUUGUGACUCUGGCAAUUAUCCUUUCAAUACGAUAUUAGAUACAUUGAGAGAUAAAAAAAAAAAAAGAAAAAACAGUAUGUCCCGCCUGUGGGUGUUCUAGUCGUUUGCUGAAUCGUUGGUGGACGAGAGGUGUCGUCGAAUGAGCAAAAGCAGUACGUGCAACAAGGGCAAGGCGCUGCAUAUCUCCCAGUGGAUUAAGGGUGAGCUCGGGGGAACCAGUGGUGGCAGCGGCUGGACUGACUGGGGAGGAGUAUAUCGUGGUCGUGGUAGCCGUGAAAAACACAACGAUAACGAUGACGACGCUGAGUUCGAACUGUGGUCCCAGGAACGGAUGGACGCCAAAAAAUCGGAGAUUCAGCGUCGCCUCGCUGCAGCCACGCUGGAUGAGUGUGGCGGUGACGUUAUUAUCGAGUGCACUGCGGAAACCAUAUCGGUGCUUAGCAGCCCAGACGACAGCCAAGUAAGACCACGUGAUAGUAUUGGUUUGUACGUUAAACAAGAAAAAAUAAAAAAGAAAAGAAAAAUAAAAUCAAAAUUUCGUUGAUUUUUCUCUAUUUAAAUUUUAAGCAAAUAGAGUGCGUACAGACUUACAAACAUGAGAAUCUAUAGUUGUGUAAGUCGGUAAAAAAUUUAAAUCACUACGUAUAUUAUCUUUUAAUUUUUAUUCAUUGCUGUGGAAUUUUCUUGAAAAAACUUUUGAGAGAAUCUAAAAAUGGUCUCCUUAAAAUAUCUCUAUGGUGAAAUUUCCUUUCAGAAAAACUGCUCUUAUUGUAAAUCGGAGCAAAAUUGAUGGUAGAAAAGUUGUUCACAGGAAAGAAAGGCCGAAAUAUUUUUCAACUAUACCUACGUUUCUUACAUUUUCCUGUUAUUCCUCCGCUAUUUUCGGUUUUAUACAUCUAUUGAGAAAAUCGAAAAAUUACCUCCCUAAAGUACUACCCAAGAAAAUUUCCUUUCAGAAAAGGGGGUCUACAUUAAAUAUAUUUGAGAAAUAUGUAUAAUAUAUAUCGGUAGAAAAAGUGUUCACAUAAAAAAAAGAAUAAACAUCUUUUACAGUGUAUUAAUUCUUGAAGUACAUUCUUCAUUACAAGAAUCUAAAAAUGUUAUAAUAAUAAAUGGUAGAAAGGUUUAAAGGUCUCCUAUCUAAUGAAUCUAACUUACAAAAUAAAAUCUCCUUAUACGACACAAAUAAUUAACAGCAGUAAUUUUGUUUAAAUAAAGUUGUACGUGUAAUAAAAAAAAUAACUUUGAGUUAAUGAUUUGGGUAGGUUUAGAAAUUUAUAUUUAUUAAGUUAGAGCCGUUAGAGGAGACACCUUUAAAUUCUUCUACCGUUUUUGCUUUUUUAAAUAUUUUUCAAUGGUUUCAGAGGUUGUUUGACGUUUAUAAGCGUUUAUUUUGUGGAUUUUAAGUGCAAUAAGUACCGAGCCCUACAUACGGUAUAAUAUCUUGAAUUAUGUUAUUGUAUGGUGAAUUUCGUUUUAAUAUCGACAGCGCAAUUACUGAGUCGGCACUCCUAAAUCUGGGAUAAUUGGGAAACCGUUGAGGUACAAACCAUGGGACUCAAGGUACAAUCAGGUACAAAUAUGGUACAAAAACAAUUGAUAUCGGUAUCGAAAUGAAAUUUUCAGGGGGGGAGGUUUCUGGAGACACGGACCUGUUAUAACAUCUUGGGGUAGACCGUAGACUGCAUUCGAUAUAUUAGUCAUAAUUCGUCGUAUUACAAUAAUUAUUUCCAAACUUUGAUAACCACGUUCUUGGAAUUGGAACGCAAUAAUGCAUCUUUAACGAUAUAUCGUUUGAAAAAUUUACUUUCUGCGGAUAAACAAAAAUAUGUACCUGAGUAUUAGACGUGUAGAAAAAAAAAAACGAGUUUCGAAUAAAACAAUUUCCAUUAUACAGUUACCUAUAUGUAUAUACAUACGAAUUGCAUACAUUUUUCACCCUAUUUAUUUCAUUGUGAUGCACGCAGACUUAGUGAAUAAUAAUAAUGAUGCUCUGCAGAGGGGCCUAUUGUAAUAUUUUUAACGAUGUUAAAUUUCGUCACAUUAUUUUACCAUAUACCUAAUAUUAUGAGCCCUGUGAGUGUCGAUUUUCAUAAUGUCCCUUUGCGUGUAUCUCUUACAUUUUAUAAAUAACGGACGACGAAAGUAACAAAUUUGGGCGGUUAUUUUUCGUAAUCAGAAAAAAAAAAUGAAACUAUUCUGACACGAUCCGACGUUUCUCACAAUUGCAGUUACAAAAGGUAUUUAUUUGACUCCGAUUUUAAGAGUACCAAUAUCAAAAGAAGUUAUUAUAUUAAAUAAUAGGUAUUAAAAUAUGUUUUACGCUUCCACAAAAUAAGCCUUUCCCUUUUCCACCGAAAUUAAUCUUUCUCUUUUCCACCAAUACACGUUUCCAUCAAACUAUUUAUUGCAUAUUGCAAUGUUUAAAUGUGUAAAUAUGAUCUGUGUCAAAUUUAAAGAAUUUUUCGUGUGUCUGCAGACUCUUGUCAAGCAGUUGAUACGCUAACUUGCAUCACAAUAUACAUAAAAUAACAUCAGGUGUAGAAAAGGUUGAACAUUAUAAUUAAUGCAACUACUGAAUACGUUGAUAUUAAUAUUAGAUAAAUGGGAAUAUUGUUGUGAAGCAUUGUUAUGUAAGAAUGUUUGUUCGAUAGUUAUUUAGCUUAUCUUGGUUGAUCGACACAAAAGUUACGAGAUGAAAUAAACUCUCUUUUUUAUUUUUUUUAAAUUUAUAGCACGCGAGUGAAAAAAAAUGCGUAAUUAUGUUAUGUUCUAGUCUGUAAGUAAGUACUAUAUAUUGAUGUAUUUGGCAAUACCAAAAUAAUGAAACUUGUGUCUUACAGUAUAAUUUAUGAUAGGUACUCAUAUUAUGUACACGUUAGUUAUAUUGAUCACCCCUUUCUACUCAUGAUUCUGUAUAUUACUGUAUAAUAAAUAUUCGUAAUUUGGUGAAAGCGUGUAACGGAUAAAAAGAAAAAGGUUCGUUUAGGUGGAAAAGGAUAUUGGUGAAAAACCGAAAGGGACAUUUUUGGCGGAAACGUGCAUUGAAGGAAAAGAGGAAAAUUAGCUUUGGUGGAAAAUAGUGACACCCGUAAAAGUGUUCCAAUUAUUUCUUCACGCCGUUCCUUAAAUAAUGCAAAUGUUUCGUCCCGUAGUAUCUUGCUCUAGAAAAUUAGAAUAACUGUCAGGGAUUUUCGAUACAUCGGUUUUGAUUUUAUUGAUUUCUGGGUUAAAAUGACGACUACAAGUUUGAAAAAAGACGACAAAUACUACAUAUUACCCUAACCGGCUUACUUAGUUUUACUCGGAAUCGUUUUUUUAUUGCAAUAAUUUAUCGUCGCUGUCAGUCUAAUAAACUAAAUAUGUCUCUAUAUCCAUUACCUUCCGAACUUCCCAUCGUGUGCAGUAUUUCCAGGAUUUUUUUUAAAUAUUAGUUUGUUUUUAAUUUUUUUUUUUUUUUUUGCAUUAACCACUUAAAGUCAUUUUCGUUAUUUUCGGUUUUUUCGAGCCAAUAAAACGUAUUCGAUUUUUGUCUGUGCUCAGAGAACAAUGGUGCCGGAAAACGUGUGUGAAAAAUGUCAGAAGACGUGUGAUAUCAACGGCAAUCAACAAUCUGACGCGUUUCUCGACAUGGACCCGGACAACAAAUGGAAACCGUCCACGAUAACCGUGUCUACUGCGGACCUUAGCCCAUGUGAAUCGUUCGGUGACAAAUGCAGUAACCACAACAGCUACAACAACAACAACAAUAAUGACAACGACGAAGACGACGAUGACGACGACGACGAAGAGCUCGAACGACCGUACGCUAUACUCGCUUCGUCUCCGCCACAACAACGCUACCAUCACCAUUAUCAACAGCAACAACAGCAAACCCGUCAACGUCGGAUUUCGUCGACGUCCAGUCUGGACAGAACUGGCAUUAAUCGCGAUCACUCGACGGACAGCCUGGAUAGAGUGGAAUUUUGCUCGACCACGGAUUACCGGUAAUUAUAUUUUUGUUAAAUAAACGAAAUGCGUGUUUGAAUUUUGUUAAACAUUUUAGAAUGAUGAAUGAUAAAUUUUUUGUUUAAUAAUAUUUUCUAAAAAAAAAAACAACACGUGAAAUGAUGUUCUACCACCAAAAAUAUUAUCCUCUUUAAAUUUCGUAUUUCCAUCGUCUGCGUUUAAACUAGUAUAAUUUCAACCUUAACGCCAUAAUUAUUAUUAAAAUAUUCUGAUUUUGUUUUGUUAUUGACCGUUAGAUGGACUAAUUCCAAGCAACAUAAAAUUGUACCUCGAUAACUAGUUAACUACUCUUUGUUUAAACUUCAAACACAAUUAAUGACUUAGAAUUAAAUUUCAAUUUUUUAUUAAUAGCUACAUAUUAAAUAAAUAUUUAUUACCAAGAUUACAACAGGAUAAUGUUUGAUACAAAUAAAACUAUUUAGAAAAUAUGCAUAGAUAGGACAUUCCAAUUAAAAUAAUAAAAUACGUCCAUGAAACGCAAUCUGUUCAAUAACCUUAACUUUACGGAAUCGAUUUCUGUUUGAUUUUUUAGAUGGCCCGAAGACUUUUAUCCCAUUACAGCUAGCUGUUGUCUUCCAACGGACGAAGAUUACAACUACGAUGCAUCUAGUGAGGAAUUUUGGGGAACGCCGAACAGUAGCACUACUUCUCCAUUAUCCGUCGAAGUAAGUAAAUAAUGAAUAUAAUGGAAUAAAAAAUCAUGAUUGAUUGAAUAAUACAUAUAUUUUUUAAGGAAUAACUUUGUGUUAAAUUUUCAAACAUUUCUGCUCGAUCAAAAUAAUUUUAUCCACAUAAACCAAAUAAAAACUAAACAGCCAAAACAAUUUAAAAUGGCUAUAAAUAGUUGAAAAAUUUUUUGAAAAAUUGACUUCAUAUAGAAAGGGUAACUAUUAAUAUUCCGUGAGCAUUUCAAAUCUUUAGGAUUAUUUUUAACCGAAUAAUUACAAAAACGAAAUCGAAAAUAACGGAAACCGUUAUUGCAUAAUUUGUUGAGGUCCAAUUAUUAAGACUAAAUGGAAAAUGAAAAAAUUCACUUCCCCAAUACACCAACUAGACAAAGCGUACUUUUGAAAAAGACUGUGCUGCAAGAUUUCUAGCAGAAAAAUUAUUUACAAAUGAAAAAAGACCAAUAAAAAAAAAACAUAUUGCGUAAUCAACCAUUAGAAUCUAAUAUGAUAAUUUGUUACAUUGGUAUAGGUAAAUAGAAUGGCGUACUUUCGUUUACCUAUACAUUUUCUAUAACAUUCAACACAGUGGCACAAAUCAGGGUGGAGGGGAAUUCGUGAUUUUGGAGCCCCUACUUGCAGGUCCUCGCCCGCUGCCGAAAAGAUAAAAAACUGUACAUUAAAAUGUAUCUGCAUUUCUACAGGAGCAAUAAUAAUAUACGAUUUAGUUAUAAUAUAAGUGUUUGGAACCCUUGCUCUUAAAUAAAUUAUGAUUACGCCACUGAGUUAGUAAAAUUCUCAAACCAUCACUAAUACUCAACACUAUAAAAACUGAUAUUUUCGUUCGUUAUUUUUGCGAUUAAGGUGAACUAUAACGAAGAACGGAAAAAUGAAAAUUUAUUCGGUUCUGUGCAGCUACAGGUGAAUACGUCUUCUACUCCCAAGAGGAGACCUCUUCGGCUAGAACCGCUAAUUGAAGAAAUUGAAUCAUCCGGAAAUAAUACUCCUUCGUACGAAUACAAAGAGGUGAGCGUAUAUUAUUAUCUAAUUAUUAUAUUACCCAUAACAGUUAAAUAGUCGGAAAAUUUAAAAAAGAAAAAAGAAAUUUAUUGAAAAACAAAAAUUUUUGAACAACAUAAUAUGAGAGGUGAGUUAGGUUAGGUGUGGUUAGGUUAGCAGACUAAAAUCUAGAAAACCGAUUAUUAAAAAUUAGGAACCCAUUACAGAACUUCCAACUGUAACUAGGUUAAAAAGUGGCAGGAGCGAGUGACAUAAUACAUGGGGACAUCCCCCAGAAUAUUACUUAUCUGAAUGUACAUAGAAGACUAUUAACAGAAUACGUUCGGAAGUGGUUUGGACAAAAGAUUAAUAUAAAGUUAAGAUAAAGAUAAAGAUAAAAAUAUAAUUAAAUAUUAAGAUAAAGGUUCGUUAAAUAAUUGCUCGAUUUCUGUCUAGUAAACAUUUAACGGAACGUUAAAACGUUUUUUCAAUUAUUUCCAUUUUUCUAACUAUUAUUAUUAUAUUGACAUUUGUGUUUAUUUUAUUGGUAAAAUCAAAAUGGAAUAUGGAAAUUAAACAACUGAUUUUUAUGCAACCCAGCAAUAAUCUGUUAUUAGUUUACCGGAGAAUAUUGAUAAAUCCAUGUAUAAUAUACAUUGUAUAUAUUUGAACAUUGUUAUAAUUAGAGGAGCAAAAUUAAUAUUUUGCUCCCACCGAAAUAAUGUAUAGGGGUCCCUACUCCAUCUGUCUCCUCUUCUCCGGUACCACUGGUAGCAAUAUUUUUCUAGGUACUUAUUUUAAUAAGUAAAUAUUUUAAUUUUUCCGAUACUCUUGUUUCGAUAUUUGGUAGGUAUCCAAUACUAGUUUUCGAUUCGAUACUAAGUGUUUAUAUCGAAAAGAUUGUUUUGAUAUAACAUCCUUACUUUCAAUAAAAAUUAAUAAAAAGGUAUGAUAAUAUACCUAAGAAACCUAAAGGAUUUACCAUUGGGUAUAAUGAUAAUUAUUUUUUAAUUCACAUAUAAUAUAGAAUGUUUACGGAGAAGGUCACACCCUGUUGAACUUCGAGAACGAGCCCCGGGCAAGCUCGUCCAAAGAUCAAAAACACGCUGUGGAAAAGUCAAUGACCAAAAACCUGUAAGCUAAGCACGGUGUUAAAUUUUUUAUAACAUACGCAUGAACGCAUGCGAUGGAAAUUAAAAUUUAUAAAUCGUAUUAUUAUUUUGUUCACUCUUUUAUACCUAUCUUCUAUGUACGUUGUAAUAAUAAGAAGUAGUAAUUAUGGUUUUGCGAAUGCGACAGAUUUAACAUGGUAUGGCGGUCGUCCACCAAGAGCCGUUCGAAACGGACUUGUAGCGAAUCCAAAUUCAGCACUAAUUUCAUUCGAAGGCGACGUGUAAGUAUUAUUUAUUUAUUAAUUUAUAAUAACAAACCCACGACAUCAACAUAUUUAAAAAAAAAUACAAGUUAAGCAUAAAUAUACAAUUGGUCCGAAGAAAAGAAAGUGUUGUAUUAAGAUUAUUAGAAAUAUCAAGAACAAAAGAGGGAAGGGUAAGUGUUGGCAAUAGAUAUAUGGUGGAUAAUUGGUUCAUUGAGUCCAUGAUUAGCAGAGUGAAAAGGAUGAGAAACAUUUUUAGUUGAAUGGGUAAUACGAGAUUGAAUAAAAAUAAUUAAGUUUAGAAAGUAAAAAUGGGCAAUCAAUGUCGUUGGCGAGGAGAUUCUGCAAGAAAUAUAUGUUGGCAGAAUAUCUGCGGUCGGCUAAGCUUACUAAAAUAUGUUUCACGAAACUAGCGACUCCGCAGUAGCGCUUCCGGUGACAAAAUUUCGGUGUUUCACGGUUUCUCAAACUUGCACACAAUACUUGGCAAUUUGAAAUACUGCGCGGUUUUUAAAAAAUACGAAUAAAAAGAAUUAUUUUAUUUGUUGUAUAAUAUAUUUUAUUAUACAUUAUAUUAUGUAUUAUAAUAUAUUAAAAUAUACAUUUUCUUUUGAUAUUUUAACAUUAAUAUUUACAAUUGAAGUGAUUCAUCGUCGUCAUCCUCGCUUACGCUGCUGUAUUCCGGGUUAACUGUCAAAAUUAUUGGCUCUAAAAUCUGGUACCUGAAUACUUCUAUAAUAGAGUCUUCAACUUGAAGACGUUCGCAAUGAUCAACACAACGUUUCCAAUUGUCAACAGUAACGGAUUCUAUGGCGAUAUUUGCGCUUUUUCUCAGACACGCAUGUAUGCAAUGCAACCACAAACACAAUAAAAACUCACUGAUUAGUCGAACUAAAGUCAUAAAGUUAUAAAGUUGUCAGUAAAAACGAUCGUCUAGAUAACUCGAACGAAGUAAACAUACCAAUAUAAUAAUGUGGUUGUUAUCGUUAUCAACAGUAAUACGAUCACCAAUCACCACACGACUGUUUGUUUAUCAUAGAGUAUCUAUGGUAUCUAUAUGGUGGUUAUAAAAUGUUUGGCAGUGGAAGGUUAAAUUCAUAUCGACAGGGACAGCUGUUCAAUGGUUGAUUGCCGCGUCAUUUUUAAAUUAUCCCAACUUUUUAGUCACACGUUUAGGAAACCUUCAUAAAAAUCUGCCACCGGAAGCGUUACUACGGAGUCGCUAGUUUCGUGAAACGUACUGUAGAUUAAGCUUAUGGAGAACAGGGUUAUAAGACAAGACGCUCAAUUUUGAGUAGGAAUUUGCAUUGUACUCGAUCUGUUUGUCUGCAGGCAACUGCAGUAUGAGAGUCCCAGAACACAGAGCCAUAUUCAAUGAUUAAACGAACGAAGACACAACAGAGGACUUCAAAAGAUGCCUGUAAUUUGAAUUCAGAGAAAAUACGUUUCAAGAAAUCUAAAGCUUUACACCAGGCUUUCUUGAAAUGAAAAUUAGGAUUUAGCGAAGGACAUAAAGUAAAAUCGAGGUCAUGAAUUUCAUUGUCAGCUAUGGGCAAAUUUGAACCUUGAAUAGCAUAGCUAAAGAUAAUAGGCCUAAGAUAACGCGCAAAGAUCAUGGUGAGACGGAAUAUUUUCAUGAGUCAAGGAAGAGUAGGGUUGUCUAAGAAUGAAGUUGUUUAAAUGUGUAAGAAACAUAUAAGCUUUUUUGUUAACUGUUUAACAAUUGAGUCAGUAAUAAGAUCCAGUCCUGGGGAUUUAUUUUUGGAUUGUUUUUUUUAACUAUGUACUAGUUUUCAGAAGAAGCGGUGUGUCGAAAAAAAUAUAGGUUAAUGAUUUUUUUAUGUGACCCAUGUGAUCUAUACCGAUGACUUCUGAGUUUGGUGUAAAUCUGUUUUUAAAACCAGAUGCAAAAAGGUAUGCUUUAUCAGUCAUCAAAAAAAGACGACAGUUUAAAUGACAUCUCGUUUGGGAUGAUAUCGCAAACCACUGUAAGGUAUUAUUUUAUGUAUCCAAGAAAACUAUACGUUGAACAAUGUGUUUCAUGGAUUUAUGGGUAUUUCUACGAAAUGGUUGAAGUAGCACUUACCUACAAAUAAUGAGCCAAUUUAAAAAAUUAACAUAUUACUAUUAUUGUAAAACUUAAAAUAAGUUAAAAUUAGUUUAUAAAAAGGUACCUAAUGACUAAUAUUGCGUUUAAAUUAACUUUUGUUUCAGAUAAAAUCUGAAACAUCCAAACAAAACAAAGAAAUCAAACUCAAUCUAAUCGAAAGUGUAUACUUAAUACUUUUUGGUUGA